GUCACACAGACACAGACUGUCUCUUUGGUCGGGGAAGGAAGGAGGGACACACAGUGCUAGAGAGAGGAAGAAACUUGAGUGAAAAAGGAGCAGAGGGAGAGAUAAAGUCUGGAGGGCUUGCAGGGGAAUCUGUCAGAAACUGGGAGCCAGGAGGGGUGGGGAAGUGCAGGAAAUUAAUGAGGUUUUUUUGGGGUGGUGCCAAAGUCUGCAUUGGUUUCUUCCUGUCCUAUUCCCAGUGCUCUUGCCCCCCAGGCAGGAGGGUAGCAAACCUGUGACACCCUCCCUCCGAGGAGAGGUACAGCUGGAAUGGAAGAGGAGUGUGCUGCAGGUGAGUAGUCCAGAUAUAUUAGUAUGAGGUGGGUGUUUGAAUACUUUUAUGAAGAGCAGCUUAGGGGAUGUGUUCAGGAGAAGUAGUGAGAGUCAUUAAAAUGCUGUUUCUGGCACUCCAUUUGCUGUAAUCUAACUCCUAUCAUGCUUAUCCAGCUGUUUGAGCAGGAUGGGAGCUGCACUCCACAGCAGCAUUAAAUACCAGAAGUUGCCUCUCCCUGUUGGGGUAUGUUGUGUGCUGUGAAAUGUGAGGGUGGUAUCAGUAAUGAGAUAGUAGAAUAGAAAGUUGAUUUGGUAAUACAGAACAGAAAAUGGGAUUAGGAGGGUGUGUGUGUACAUAAAUACCAGAAUUUCGCUUCAAAAUCUGGGAACGGAGUGAAGUUUUUGUAGUGCAUGUACGUGUUGUGGAACACCAGAUAGAGGUAUGUGGAAGGACACAGAAAGAAUGUUGUUAAUGGUGUGGGAGUAGUGACAACUACAGUUUUUUUCUUUCUGUACAAAGAGCAAUCAGGGAACAAAAUUCUAAAAUUAGAGUAGUCGGCAAGAAUGCUCCAUUGGUUUCAUUGGUGAUUGCGUCUCAUUUACAACCAGUCACUACUACAGCUCUUCAUACACAGCCCCCCAGCAUAUAAUUUGGAAUAACAUGUAAUGUGACGGAUUUGUGGGACAGUAAUAAGAAACUGAAGGUGUACAAGCAGUUGUGGUUUUGUAAUCUUUCCUACUCCAUUUACUGUCAAUCUUUACCAGGUGAGGGUCCUCCUACGGGAUGGGAGAACCGUCUACGAGCGCAGGAGGAGGAGAUUAUGCUGUUGAAGUCUGCGUUGUGUGACGUUCUACAGAGAAUAUGUACCUUAGAACUUCGGCUUCCGUUGGAUGGACAGUCAUCUGAGAAAAGUUGAGAUCAGUGACUUGAUACAAACGCUAAACAUUUUUAGUUGUAGGACUGUGACAAAUUAUAUUUGACAUGAUAAAUGUGACCAUAUCUGAAAUCUGAUAUCAGGCCUUUGACGUGCUGUGCUAACUGUGCUCUUUUAAACUUGUUAAAGGCUGUGCUCCUACCAUCUAUGACAUUUGCCGUCUUCUUUCAAAUGGGACCACAAAAGGACCAUUAUUCUCUCUCAAAAUAUGGCAUUUGAUUCAUGACCUAUUAAAAAGUUUUUAGUAGCGGAGUGGCCGUGAAACACAGUAUAAUCAUACAUGUCCACCAAAGUCUCUUAUUCUGAUCAGACGUAUGUCAUAGUGUUUUGGGGGGAAAAAUGAAUUCUGGAUGUGUUAUCACUUUCACUGUUUUAUUAUUAAAGGAACACUCCAAGCACCGUAACCAUUACAGCCUGAUGUAAUGGUCAUAGUGCCAGGAGUGCCCUGGCCACCUCCCAGUGUAAUUUGUCCAACAGUUUUAGGACGGUUAAACAGGUGCCAGCACCACAUCCGGUCUUCUCCUGCAGAAGAAGUUGGAUACCUUUACUGUGCAAAGCCUGCCAUUCAAGGACCACAUUCAUUAGCUGGUUCCAGUGAGCAUAGCCCUGUGCCCAGGUGAGUUGUCAAAAAGUUAUAAAACAGUUUGGGAAAUUACACUGAAAGGGCUCCAAGGCACUCCUGGAACCAUAACUAUUUCAGAAUGCUGCAGUGGUUAUGGUGCUCAGUGCAUUCCUGUAAGACUAGUUUUGGAAUAACAGUGAACCCUACAACCAUUUGAAAUUUAACAUAAAUACUAAAAGAAGACUCCAAACACCAUAAUCAGUAAAGCAUGCUGUAGUGGUUAUGAUGCCAGUAGUACUGUGGCACCCAUCCGCACAUUGGUGUUUCACGAGCAAUGCACACUGCUUCCAUACAGACUGAAACUCUCGGCUGCACUGCAUUGCAUAGCAUGUUACAAUGGCCAGAUGAUCCCAGGUAAGAAGUCAAACCUUUACUAAACGGUUUGAAAACUUACAUUGCCGGUGUGCCAGGGCACUCCUUGCACUAUAACUACUUCAGCACAAUGUUCAGUUAAACAUUGGUACUAUAAAUGUAAUGAACUAAAGAGCAAUGAUGUCAGAGGCCACAAAUUAUACUACAGAGAUCAAUCAAAUAUAAUUAUGUACUCCAUGUUUUAGGAAUAUUUGCCAAUUUUAAUUUGGUAUAUAUAUUUUUUUCUGACCUACCAGUUUUGAUGGUGCACCCUGAACUUUGACAUUCAGCCAUUUUUUUAAAUUGUACCCACAAAGAAAACUUGAUACCACAAGGUUGAUUCAAAAAGGUCUAGUUCUACUUCUUACCCAAGUUUAGGUAUAAUUUUUGUGUUUUUGUGUUUUUGUGAAAAAUCAUAGAGGUUCCCAAUUUGAUCAGAAUAAAUCUCUCAAGCAAUCAAUCAAGCCUUCAAUAAAAGGAUUUCCACAAAAAAUUAAAAAUAUUAAAGGCCACUAUAGUGCCAGGAAAACAUACUCGUUUUCCAGUGCCCUGAGGGUGCCCCCACCCUCAGGGACCCCCUCCCGCCUGGAAAGGGGUAAAAACAUACCUUUUUCCAACGCUGGGCGGGGAGCUCUCCUCUUCCGAUCCUCCCCCUCUCCGCCCAUUCGGCUGAAUGCGCACGUGCGGCAAGAGCUGCGCGCGCAUUCAGCCAGUCGCAUAGGAAAGGAUUUACAAUGCUUUCCUAUGGACGCUUGUGUGCUCUCACUGUGAUUUUCACAGUGAGAAUCACGCAAGUGCCUCUAGCGGCUGUCAAUGAGACAGCCGCUAGAGGCUUUGGAGGAAGGAUUAACCCAUUUAUAAACAUAGCAGUUUCAGAGAAACUGCUAUGUUUAUAAAAAAAAUGGGUUAACCCUAGCUGGACCUGGCACCCAGACCACUUCAUUAAGCUGAAGUGGUCUGGGUGCCUAGAGUGGUCCUUUAAAAAUCAUGUGAAGGCAUUUGGCAGGGUCCAUUACUGCUUCUUAAAUAUGGGCCAAAAAAAAGUGAAUUUCCAGUAGAAUUUAUCAGAGUCACUAUGGCACUGUACUCAAAAACAAUUGGCAGUAACUGGCAUUAAUUCAUAAUUUUUCAUCAGCCUGUCAGCUAUGACACUCCAAGUUGCUUUAUUUUGGACGGGAGGGAAUGAUGUUGGAAAUUGGCCUUUCAUAUUCACUGGAACUAUUGAGAUUUAAAGAUUAGUUUUACUGUUACCUCUCCUUCUCGGGUUCUCAGCCUGAACAUUCUAAACCUGCCUCACCACAUUCUAAGCCUGCCUGUUUUUUCAGGCUUUGACAAAUGAUUGUUACAAGCAUCUUCUUAGGGGGAUUUGCAAUUAAAUACUGUGUAAAUUAAUUUCACUUACUCCUGAAGAUCCCCAAUCAUGUACAAUCUUUCUAAGUGGCUUGUUUAGUAUUGUUGUUAAUACUAAUAUGACAGAAAUGUAAUUGUUCGAGGAGUUAUGGAGCAUUGAUAAACAACUUAAGUCAAUGCUUUCACUGGAUGCUUUGACAAUACACACACACAACCUAUUUGACAGUUCUGAAUGUAUUCUUCAUCUAAUUAUACUUUUCAAUUUUUUUUGUUUCCUCCUGCAGAUCAUUCCUCUCCUGUGGUACGUAGUGUGGGUGAUUUCAACACAGCCUCUGAACCAAGCAGGUAGUAGAAAUAAGAUUCAUAUUCAAAUAAAUAGAAAGGCUACAUGGCUUAGGACAGCAUAUAAUCUAUGUUACGAUAUCUUGUUACAGACAAAAGUGUUAUAAUCAUUAAGGAUCAAAGGGACACCAUAGGCCCUAGUCACUCCUACCUGCAUGUGACUCGCACAGCCUUCCUGUAAAGUGACAUCUAAUGUUUACACUUGCCUUAUUGCACAGUCUGUUUAAUUUAGAAUUUCUUAUCUCAUGUACUGUUAAUCACUAGCUUGCAAGGGCCUCCUGUGUGUGAUUAAAGUUCAAUUGCAGAGCUGGAGAUAACUUCUGAAGUAAGCUAACAUCUGAUUGAGCAUGAAACCAUUUAUUUCAUGCAGGCUGUGUCAGCCUUGGGAGGUUGGCUCUGCGUAUGUGGGUAGAUAAACAGAAACAAGAGCAAUUUAACUCCUAAAUGGCAGAUAAUUGAACAGGGAAACUUCAGGCAAGGUUUAUACACCAAACUUGCUUUAUGAAAGCAAAAGAUGUUUUGGUGACUAUAGUGCCCUUUUAAUGUAAAUAAAGCAAUUUACAUUUUAUUACCUCCUGUUUCACUAAAGUGUACAAAUGAUACGUGACAACCUUAAAGAACCUUGUAAAAGAAACUUAUAAAAUUUGCUAAACUGCUUUCAAACAUGAAUUGAAACUUGAUACUAUGGUCAGAUAUAAUGCAAAUGGAGCUGUUUAGCCACAAGCACACGCAUAUAAAUUGUGAUUUUGGAAGAAGCUUACUGUAAAUGCAAAAUAUCCUGUUGAACAGUUGAUAUUAAUUAUGGAAAUGUAAUGUUUCCACUGGCCUAAUAUGAGUAUCAAUGUGGAUUUUGUCCAAAAAAAUUCCAGCAAGUACUGGGACAUUUUAGACAGAAAAUGGGUUGCCCCUGCCACAAGGCUGAAACACAUUAAAUUAGUAGAUAACCAACCACAGAAUUGUUAUUUUUCAAUUGCCGUGUCAGUAACAGGACUUCAAUUCCACUAAAGAUCUGUGUCUUUAUUUGAGAAUUGCACAAGCCAAGGGUUCUGAAAAGAUUGUCUAAGGAAUGAUAAUUUAAGAUCCCUCCCGGUGCAUUCUCUAAUGUCAUAAAUCAACCAUAGGCAUAGGCCAUUAUCCAUAUCUUCCAAAUGUCCCAAUUUAGGAGGGACAGUCCCUUAUUUUGGGCCCAAAUCCACUUCUCCCUCUUUUCUAUCCUAAUUUUUAUUGUCCAUCUUUAUGAGGAGUUCAAACUGGCAUCAAUCUAAUAUUUUUGGAUAAGCUUUUCAAAUGUUUAUAUAUCUUUGGAUACACUUUUAAAAUUAUUUUUUUCAAAAUAUUAAUUUGAAAAACUACAUUAUGUACUUAAAAAAUAUGCAUAUAUUAAAGCAUUUUUUUCGAAAUAUCACAUCAUUAUAAAGUUUUACCAAAAAUAUUAAAUAUUUUUUUUUCAAAUUACUUUAUAUAAUCUAUUCAGAAAUCGCUCUCUGUAAAUAAGCUAUGUUAUUCUUGUUCUAAUUUACAUUUUAGUUGCAUAAAUUGUUAGUAAGCCACCUAAAAUUUUUCAGAACAGCCCUGCCCCUAGCGACACACCCUCUUACACCCUUAAAAUGUAAAUGCCCCUUUUUGACCAUUUGAAAUGUUGGAAGGUGUACAUUAUCCUUGCAGAGGUGGGUUCACAAAGUACUGGAAAGAAGGGUGUCUAUAAAUAAAUAUUGAUAUAUUACUAUUUGUAAAAUGUAAAAUUGUAAUUAUGGUUGAUUCACUUUUAAUAAAGUGCAAAUUAUAUGCUAAAUAAUUGGAAAAUAUAUAAUACCUAUUUUAUUUGAAUAUAUCAGUUUUUAUUAAUCUGUCACUGAUGCCAAUCUACAUGGAUCUGUCUGUAUUAUCUGAUUAUUGGUAGAUAACUAUAAUCCAUAUGGUUGGGUUGUGUACAGAUAUCCACAUUGCAUUGCUGAUAAUGCAGCAAUGUUGUGGAGACAGGCUUGGAGACGGUGGUGAUGCCUAAUAGAAAGCAAUUGUUGUUGGGGGAUUCCAUCAUAAGAGGUGUGGAGAUGGACAAUGGUGGUCUUGUGAGAUGUCUUCCCGGAGCUAAUGCUCACAGAGACAGGAGACGUAUUUGUAAUAUUGUUAAGCGAGCAAAGCAGGAAGGGGAAUUGGAUGUACUUGUCCAUCUAGGGUACAAUAUAUAGAAUAGAUACAAAAACACCUGUGUGCAGGUAGACAACACACUCAGUGGGUAAUAGGUACAAACAUACAAAAAUUACCCUUAGUCAAUAGUGAAGUAGAUGAAAGGACUCCUCAUAUGUCCUUAAAACAAUAUUGAUAUACUACCAGAAGGCAAUCAACAACACAAAAAUAAUAGAAACGGACAUAGAAUAGUAACGUAGUAUACUAGGAGUUAUAAAAGUAGAUAAUUGCACUCACAGACCCAAUUUGAUUGCAGGCAUAUCAUAAAUAACGAUGUGUAUACUUCUGGACUUGUGGAACAUCAAUCCCAUACAUAGGAGAAAGAACAAGAAAUAAUGGUGCAGAGUAUCUUAAGUAGAAAUGACAAAAUUUAUUACAAGAUACACUUACAAGAAAGAUGUAUCAAAAAGGCACAUCAAACUCUGCUGAAGCUGCAACCCAAUCCCAGGAUCAGAAGAGCAGGAGAGCCAAAUAAAAAUAAAAAUAAACUUAAAAACUGUAAAAAACAAAUACUCAGCAUAUAAAAACAAGCCCUACGCGUUUCGUUCAUAUAAGAACUUCAUCAGGGAAAUCCAAUCCUCUGUAGACAAAAAAUAAAUAAAGCGAUCGUCUUUUUAUAAGUGCAUUCAAAUUUGCCGCAAAGAAAAUCAGCUGUGCGAGUUACUUCCGGGUUCCGGCUUCAGCGUAUUUCCGGAUACGCCCCUAUUGCGUUCCGGAAGUGCUGUCCAAGCCUCAUUCUGAAGUUCAUUUGGAUAGACGGAAGUCAAGACGAAUGUGCGUUCCACUUUGCGUUCCAUUCUCGGAAUUAAACACAUAAAUCCCCAAACACAUCGUUAAGCAGAAACAACUGAAUGUAUAUAUAUGUAUAUAAAAAGGAAAGUAUCUUCUUCACUUAAUUAAAAAAGGGGGUAAUAAAAAAUAAUAAUAGGAAAAAUAUUAAAUACAUCCAAAAGAUAAAUAAAAAUAAAAUAGAAUAAAAAUAAAAAUAAAAUAAAAUGAAAAUAAUAAUAAAAACAUAAAAAUAAAAUUAAAAUAAAAAUAAAAUUAAAAAUAAAAUAAUGAUAAUAAUAAAUAAAUAUAACAAGAAAUAAAAUAAUAAGAAUAAAUAUAAUAAAAUAAGUAAUAAUAAAUCAUAAAAAACAAACCAAAUCAAAAUCAACAUUUAAACCCCUCGGUUUCAUAGUUUGCAAUGUAUGAAUCCAAUAGCCCUCUCUUUUUCUUAGAGCCAUCAUAAGAUCCCCUCCUCUCUCAUUUAAGGCUACCUGCUCUAUAGCUACACAUUUAAGUGUGUCAAAAUUGAACAAUAAACAAUUGUUACAAUGUACAGGUACUGAAUGAGAUAAUAAACCUUUUCUUAUAUUAUUUCUAUGCUCUUGAAACCUAACUUUGACUUUCCUUUCAGUUCUUCCAAUGUACUGCAUCCCACAUCCACAAGUGAGGAGAUAUACCACGUAAGAGGAAGAACAGGAUAUUUUAUUUUUAAUUUUAAAUUUAACUUGAGUUUGUGUACUUGUAAAAUCCUUUAUAACACUGAAUCGGUGGCUACAACUUUUGCAGCUCCCACAUGUAUAAAAACCUCCCAUACACCUGGUCUGAUCUUUUCCUGAUCUAAAAGUGCUAGGUGCAAGGAUCUGCUUUAGAUUAGUCCCUUUUCUAAAUAUAAUUUUCGGAACUUGAGGGAUUUGUGUACUUAAAAACUCGUCUUCAAGAAGUAAUCCCCAAUGUUUCUUAAUUAUUCUUUGUACACCCAUUAUAUUGGGUAUUAAAGGAGAAAUCGAAAAUAGGAUUCCUAGUUGUUAAAUCUUUUGUUUUGUUUAAAAGUAAAUUGCUGCGGUUAAUUUUACCAACUCUAUCGAUCUCUAUAUCUAACGACGAGGUGUAACGUUGUUUAAGGAUCCCAGCUUGUGUAAAAAAUGAGUCUAGGUCACUACAGUUCCUACGUAACCUGACAAAUUGGCUUUUGGGAACUCCUUUCAGCCAGUUAGGGUGAUAUCCACUUUUAAUAUCAAUAAAGCUAUUAGAAUCAAUAGUUUUAAAGAAAGUCUUUGUUUUGAUCUUCCGAAAUUCUAUAAAAAUAGACAGGUCAAGAAAAUCAAUAUCACAGACACCUACCUUAGGAGUAAGAAUAACGGAUAGAGAAUUGUGAUUAACAUAUGAAAAAUAGUAUUUGUCCAUCUAGGGACAAAUUACUUGGCUUUCAAUGAGGUUUCAGAGGUUAAGGAAGUUUUUAGUGUGUUUGCCUAUGAUAUACGGCAGGUUGCUUCCACACUGUCAUUCUCUGAAGUUCUGCCUGUGCAUAACACUCAGAACGACAGGCAGAUGCGCAUUAGGGACUUUAACUUGUGGCUUGUGUAACAAACCACCUCUUUUAUAGGUAGGAUUGUCACAGAUCUUGCAGUAACCACAGCCUUCUAGGGUAUACAAAGUCCAGGACACAUUCAGCUCGGUUUUCCUUUUUAUUCAGUAAGAAAACAGGUGCUUUAAAUAAUAACAAAACAAACAAAAUCCCUUGCUCUUACUUGAGCUCUUACUAGACAGUAAUUGCUAUCUGCAAUUGGGUGGCUUUCCCACUUACCAAUUUUCCAAACAAAAGAAAUGUCUUUGCAAUAAACACAAUCUCUCCUAGCUGUCUUUUUCUCCCUCACUCUGCAGCAGGCUGCCCUCUUCUUUUAAAGGCCUGUCUGCUAAUUGACUAGCCACAGGUGAGUGCCAAUUAGUUAACUCCUAAGUCAGACCUAAAGUGUGGUCUGUUACACAGCAACUAGUGCUGUUGGAGCAUUGGCCCACCCUGCUCUCCAAAUACUCCGCCCCAGGGACCCAUACCAUGUUUUGCAGAACCUUAGCAAUGUAGAUUGCAAACUCUAACAUCUCUCCCUGGGGCAUUUAACUGGAAAUUCUCAGGUUGCUGUUUAACAAAUCAGGCCUGAUGUAUCUUCCAUCAAGCACAAUUCCACUUUUACGCUCACACUUGGUAAAUGGUGUCAGGAGCAAGGAUUUGGCUUUAUUUCUCAUGGUAGCUCUGUUUGGAAUGGAAAUAAACAAUACAACAAAGAUGGUUUGCAUCUUUCUCAAAAGGGAACAAAUGUUCUCAGUGAUCAGUUCAGAGGUUUUGCUAGGAUGUAUUUAAACUAGAAGGGGGGGGCAAAAGGGUGAUAAAACAUCAAUCCAAUUGCCCCCCAAAACAAGGACAGAAUGUGCCUUUAGCAAGUGUGUUAAAAAGGAUAAGCUUAGAGUCAUGCCUACAAAUGCUUGCAGUUUAGGGUAUAAGAUCCAUGAACUUGUGGCAAUAAUGGCAACUGAUAAUGUAGAUUAAGUCGCUGUUACUGAGACAUGGUAUAAUGAGAAAAAUGACUGGGACAUAGCAAUACCAGGGUACUCUUUAUAUUGAAAAGACAGGGAAGGCAAGAAAGGGGGAGGGAUGGCCCUGUAUGUGAAGGAUAGCAUAAAAUCUAGCCUAAUAAAAGUUAGUGAGGCAAACAUAGAGUCCGUUUGGAUUACGUUAGAAUUUGGUAAUCACACAGUAACUCGUGUAGGUGUGAUUUAUAGGCCCCCAGGACAAAUAGAAGAGUUAGAUAAUCAACUAGUUGAGGAAACAGCUAAAAUGACAAUGAAGUGGGAAGUUAUCAUCAUGGGUGACUUUAAUCUUCCUGAUGUGAAUUGGAAAACAUAUUACUGUAGGUGAAAGUUUAGGAUCUAGUGAUCAUUAGUCAGUGUGGAACCGUUUGUAAAGGCCUUCAACUCCCUUACACAACUCCAGGCUCUCCCCCCCCCAUCACUGGAAGCUCACAUAACCCUCAUACCGAAACCAGGCAAAGAUCCAACCAACUGUGGAAGCUACAGACCGAUAUCCCUUAUAAACCUAGACUUAAAGAUCUUCACGAAAAUUCUAGCAACCAGACUACGACCCCUACUCCAGUCCCUAAUACACGACGAUCAGGCGGGUUUCGUCCCCAACAGAGAAGCAAAGCACAACACCACAAAAAUCUUAAACCUCCUCUACAUUGCACAACACCUGCCAACUGACAGCCUCCUGCUAUCAAUAGACGCGGAAAAGGCGUUUGACAGGGUGGACUGGACCCUGUUAAUAGCCACUCUCUGCAAAAUAGGCUUUGGUCCAAACUGGAUCAGGUGGAUGAAAUCCAUCUACUCCACCCCCACCGCCAGAUUGCGAAUAAAUGGACAACUCUCAAACCCGGUACACAUCAGAAAUGGCACGAGACAGGGGUGCCCCCUUUCUCCCCUCCUGUUCAUCCUUAUAAUGGAACCCUUCCUCAACGGUGUUAGAAGUAACCCAGCCAUACAAGGAAUGCAAGUGAAACAAACAGAGUACAAAAUAUCGGCCUUUGCUGAUGACCUCCUAUUCACCAUUCAAUCCCCAGAAACUUCACUACCUCCACUACUAGAGGAAAUAUACCUCUACCACACGCUAUCCAACUUCAAAGUCAACUUUACCAAAAGUGAAAUCCUUCCAAUCAAAAUAUCCCCCCAGACCCGUGCCUCCCUCACAACACGAUUCCCGUUUACGUGGGCGGAAUCAGCAAUAACUUAUCUGGGAGUACGUCUCCCAGUAGACCUAUCAUCCACCUUUGACAUGAAUUACGAACCACUCUUCCAAUCUAUCUCAAAAGACCUCCAAGCGUGGCAUAAACCACAAUACUCCUGGCUCUGCAGAAUUAAUAUUCUAAAAAUGAAUACCCUCCCCAAGAUCCUAUAUCUAUUCCAAACCUUACCCAUAGUUAUACCCAAGAUAUUCACUAAACUAAGGACACUGUUUACAACUUUCAUAUGGGCUCAUAAACAGCCGAGGAUCAAAUAUGAAAUCCUCACCAGACAUAAAUCCCAAGGCGGACUGAGUCUACUACACCUUGAACAUUACUACGAAGCAACAGUCCUGUCGCGGAUAUAUGAAUGGUCGAUUCACCCCCCAACACGACAGUGGAUAAAGCUAGAAAGCUCCAUAUUCAAUUCUCCCAUACACACAAUCCCGUGGCAAAAAUCAACCCUAUCAACACUCCUCCUCAGCCACACUAAACACCCUACGAUCCGACCCACGCUCCUGACCUGGUCACGCAUUCGCAAGUCAACUAAUUUGUCCCCCCACCCAUCCCCCUUGUACCCCAUUACCCACAACCCGCUCUUCACCCCAGGCAUGAAAGCCAAGCCAUACCUCACCCUCCAAAACACAUCAGACAAGACAUACCUCCAGUUGGGCACCCUCUUGGAGGGUCACCACAUACGCCCCCUCUCCAACCUGACAAGACAAGACACUCAUACACCAAUGCAGACCCUUCUCUAUGCCCAGGUAGCCCACUUCAUAAGGGACAACACUACCCUAUACGGAGGUGCACGUACGCUCUCAAACUUCGAAAUACAUUGUAAAUCAAACAAUAUCAAAACCAAACUGCUCUCGACGUUCUAUAAACUUCUCAGCUCAGAACACGCUAACACGCUACCACCCUUCACGGACUCAUGGACCAAAGACCUUCGAUGCCCAAAUUACAAACCCCCAGUGGAACACUAUUUUCCAUUUGACAGGAAGAAAAAACACUAUUUUCCGUCAAAUACAUGCCACCUCAAUAUGUACCGCGAUCCAGGAGGGUAACUACAAGAGAAUUGCCAGAUGGCACUACUCACCGUCCAAAAUUCAUAGCCUCUUUCCAAACACACAAGACAUAUGCUGGAAGUGCUCCCAAGGGGGAGCCUCCCUAGCUCAUACCUGGUGGACUUGCCCAAUACUCCAGAAGUACUGGAACAAUAUAGUAAAAAUGCUCAAAACAAUAACGGGAAUUCAAGUGCCAACUACCCCACAAGCAUUACUCUUCAUGAUCCUCCCAAGCCCCUUGCCCAAACCGCACCAUAUCCUCCUCACCCACCUUAUAACCGCAGCCAAUUUACUCAUUCCUGUCAAAUGGAAAAACUCUAACGCCCCAUCAAUCAGGGAAUGGAUCGCUAAAGUAGAGACAAUCAGAACCAUGGAGGAAAUCCAUGCCUCCAUUGCCCACAAACAAUCACUCUUUCAGAACGUCUGGGACCCAUGGGUCAGAUUUAUAAAUGACAAAUAGAUCAGGUAUACCCUAAUGAAGGAGGAACACAUACAUCAGCCCCCCAACACCCUAACACUCCUCCAGUGCAGACACUGACCCAAGGGACCAUACGCACCCUCCUCCCCCCCAAUCCCACCGCCCCAAUCCUCUCAACCACACCAACAUAACCCACUCUUCUCCCCGUUGAAACCUACACCACCCGACACAGCAACACACCCAUCAGUCACAUAACCAUCAUUAACACUCUUUCAUACAAAGCGAGUAAGGUGAAUAAAGGAGUGAACAGACCUAAUGAUUUUCACACAAAAAGUUAUCAAGAAGGCCCCUACUCGGCCACCCGCGACCAUCAUAGGCUAUCGACCUCAAGACUGACGGUUCAGCUCGUUUUUGUUAUGUUCGACUAUAGUUUUAUUAUGAUCUUAUCUUAAUUAUGAACACAGGACUGAUAAGAUGAUACGUUAUAAACGUUGCCGUCAUACCACAGUGAAUGUAUUGAAACGGGAUAUCCAUGUUUCAUGUAUCAUAAGUUUUAGACUUUAGAAAAACAGACUUUUCUAAAAUUAGAAUAUGUGUAAAGGAGUCAUCAAAUUGGAGCAAUUUAAAUUGAGUCCAAGAGAAAUGGAAUUAUUUAAAAGUUGCACUGCUGAAGGCAACAGAAAAUUGCAUUAGACUUGUCAGUAUAAGCAAAAAAUUCAAGAAACCACUAUGGUACUCCGCAGAUGUGGCCAAAAUAGUAAAAAACUAAAAGUUAGCAUUUAGUAAUUAUUAAAAAACCCAGAGUGAGGAAGACAGAAUGAUCUAUAAGAUUAGGCAGAAAGAGGCUAAGCAAGUUAUAAGAGCUUCCAAAUCACACACAGAAGAGAAAAUAGCACAGUCACUAAAAAAAGGGGACAAAACAUUUUUUAGACACAUAAAUGAGAAAAGGAAAGUAAAACAAGGAUUAGUUAGAUUAAAAACAAAAGAAGGAAGGUAUGUAGAAGAGGAUAAAGGUCUAGCUGACUGCCUCAAUGAAUAUUUGUUGUUCAGUAUUUACAUAUGAAAAUGAAGUAAAUGGACCACAGUUAGGAAAAAGGACAAAUGAGCCAUUUAUUACAUGUGAGUUUACAGAGGAAGAGGUUUUAUGUCAACUGUCAAAAGUAAAGACAAAUAAGUCAAUGGGACUGGAUGGAAUACACCCAAAGUUAUUAAAAGAGCUUAGUGGUGUACUAGCAAAACCAUUAACAUAUUUAUUUAACCAAUCAUUGUUAACAGGAGUAUUCCCAGAAGAUUGGAAGUUAGCGAAUGUUGUGCCCAUCCACAAGAAAGGUAGUAGGGAGGAGUCGGGCAACUAUAGGCCAGUAAGCCUUACUUCAGUACUGGGGAAAGUAAUGGAAACCAUGUUAAAGGAUAGGCUUGUUGAACAUCUACAAACACAUGGAUUUCAAGAUCAGAGACAACAGGGAGAUCAUGCCAAACUAAUCUUAUUGAUUUUUUUGAUUGGGUAACUAAAAUAAUAGAUCAGGGUGGUGCAGUAGACAUUGCUUACCUAGAUUUCAGUAAGGCUUUUGACACUGUUGCACAUAGAAGGCUUAUCAAUAAACUGUAAUCUUUAAGUUUGUAUUCCAAUAUUGUUGAAUGGGUAAGGCAGUGGCUGAGUGACAGGCAACAGAGGGUUGUAGUCAAUGGAGUAUAUUCAAAGCUUGAGCUUUUCACCAGAGAGGUACCUCAGGGAUCUGUACUUGGACCCAUUCUCUUUAAUAUUUUUAUUAGCGAUAUUGCAGUAGGACUUGAUGGUAAGGUAUGUCUUUUUGCUGAUGAUACUAAGAAAUGUAAUAGGGUUGAUGUUCCAGGAGGGAUAAGCCAAAUAGCAAAUGAUUUAGGUAAACUAGAAAAAUGGUCAGAGUUGUGGCAACUGACAUUUAAUGUGGAUAAGUGCAAGAUAAUGCAUCUUGGACGUAAAAACCCAAGGGCAGAGUACAGAAUAUUUGAUAGAGUCCUAACCUCAACAUCUGAGGAAAGGGAUUUAGGGGUGAUUAUUUCUGAUGACUUAAAGGUAGGCAGACAAUGUAAUAGAGCAGCAGGAAAUGCUAGCAGAAUGCUUGGUUGUAUAGGGAGAGGUAUUAGCAGUAGAAAGAGGGAAGUGCUCAUGCCAUUGUACAGAACACUGGUGAGAUCAUUGUACGCAGUACUGGAGACCGUAUCUCCAGAAGGAUAUUGAAACUUUAGAGAGAGUUCAGAGAAGGGCUACUAAACUGGUUCAUGGAUUGCAGGAUAAAACUUUCCAGGAAAGGUUAAAUGAUCUUAACAUGUAUAGCUUGGUGGAAAGACGAGACAGGGGGGAUAUGAUAGAAACAUUUAAAUACAUAAAGGGAAUCAACACAAUAAAGGAGGAGACCAUAUUUAAAAGAAGAAAAGCUACCACAACAAGAGGACAUAGUCUUAAAUUAGAGGGGCAAAGGUUUAAAAAUAAUAUCAGGAAGUAUUACUUUACUGAGAGGGUAGUGGAUGUAUGGAAUAGCCUUCCAGCUGAUGUGGUAGAGGUUAACACAGUAAAGGAGUUUAAGCAUGCGUGGGAUAGGCAUAAGGCUAUCCUAGCUGUUAGAUAUGGCCAAGGACUAAUGAAAGUAUUUAGAAAAUUGGGCAGACUAGAUGGGCCGAAUGGUUCUUAUCUGUCGUCACAUUCUAUGUUUCUAUGUUUCAAUACAUUAUCCUAAUUAUACUGUUUAUUACCAAUAUCUGAACAUAUAAGAAUUUGCGGUUCCCUACAGAUGUCAAAUGUGGGCAUUUUCUGCUUUCUGGAUCCAAGUAGUCUGGUUGAAAAGGGAUGUCAAUCAGAUUAUUACCCAACAAUAUAUUUUGGAGAUAAAAUCUAGAAAAGAAACAAACUAGGCCAGGUAUUCAGCAAUUACAUGUAAAUUAUAGCUUAAUGGGUAGAUUUUCAGUUAACAUUAGAAUAUUUAUGUUUAGUUUAUUUGUAAAACAGUGAAUUUUAGUGUAGUGAAAACAGAAUUGAAAACCAACAUAACUGAUUUGGGAACACAAUGGGAAGAAAAUGUCCAGCACAGCUAUAAUCACAGAUUAACUAUUUAUUUUUCAAUUUAUUUCAGUUCACUAUUUAGUGAAUAUAUCUUUAUUUAUUUUUUUCAGUGACCCCCUUAAGUCUUUACCUCCUCAACCUGCCCGUGGCUCUUCACAGAGCACAGUUAGCACACAGACAGAAUGGUCCGUGGUGGAGACAAAAUCCAAGGAGAGCACUGAUCCAGUGGAAGGGACUGGAUCAUUUGACAGCGACUUACUAAAUGGGGUGAUCACAGAUCUCGUUAAUGAUUCUGAGGGCCCACGAGACAUUGAACAGGAAGCUCGGAGUCCAGCAAUAGAUGAAACAGUUUCUAAUGUACGUACUGUGAAUAAUCUGCGACAAGGAAAGAAGGAUUUGUGAGUAUACACUUCAGCACAACGGUUAUACACUGAGUUUGUAUAAAGCAUGAGUUGGAAUAUAGCUCUAUGAUUUUUAUGAGAAGGCAAAGCUAGUCUAUACUGUCUUUUUCUUAUAAAGGCUUUGUGUUUUUCUCGUAAAGGCUUCGCAGAAACAGCACUUCAGAUAAACUGAUCAGAGACACAAAAGAUAAGAACAGAAAAUUAGAGAGAAAAUCUGUCUCUUCAGCAAAUCUUCUGACUGGUAAGAAGAUAUUUCCUGUAGCAGAAUGGAAGAAUGAGUAAAUAGGGUGAAGAGAGAAUGUGAGUGAGAAAUGAAGAGAGCAAAGCAAGUGCAGAGAGAAUUUAGGGGCAAAAAAUGAAUAGCCACAGUCUUUUUUACCACUGUGUAGCAUUGCUUUGCAUGUUACGUGCUAUGAUUUUGUCCAUUGACUUCUGUGGUUAAGAUUCUGCCCCGGAGAUUUGAAUAGAAAUAGAUACAUUUACAGGGUUAUGCUCUAAAGUUAGAAUUCUAAGUGAAUUCAAAGUCAUUAUCAAAUUUAAGGUAAAAGUAGCCAAAUUGGGCUGAGCGGGGCCUGACCGCAGGACUGAGAGGAAGCAAACCUCUGCAGCUCCUGCUGAACAGCGCAAAAAAGCUAGGAAAAAGCCACAAAAACGGCACUACUAAACUAAUCAAAGGCCACCCAGGUGACAGACGACACCGGGACACAUACGGCGAUAUCAAACAUGUGACAAACAUCCUGGUACGUACCAGCCACACGGAUGAGGCCUAGCAGCAUGGUGGGAGCGGGAGGGACAGCCGCCCUCUCUCUGCCAAGACCGGCCAGAAAAGUGCCCCAGAACACCCGUUCCCCCCCUAUGGACUGGUGGGGGUCAUCCCGGACUGCCCCUAUGCAACUCCCCAGCAGAGCGGGAAGAGAGAGACAGAGACAAGGAGGAACAGGCCUAACACCUCUGCAGCCCGCAAGAUGGCGGAUGUCCCUCACACUGCAGGCUCAGGAGAUUCGGAGCUCGACACGAGUGGUGGGUCGGCAGGGCAGGAGGCCCGACAAGAUGACCGCACUAGAGAGACCGUCCCAGAGCCGCAGCGAAGCACCCGGCCCAGUGGUGCUCACCAAGGGAAGGAUCUGGCAAGGAGACACAGACGAAGACCUGCAUACGAACCAUUACGCCAGCACCACCCUCCGAGCAUCAGGCGUGGGGUGAACAACCCGGAUUGGACUCUAAAAGCCGUGAGCUCCAUAUUGCUCAGUAUAUGGCUUUACGUGUCAUACCGCUAAACAUACCUCGGACUAGAUUCACCAUUACUGUCUGGACUGUCCGUUUAAUGCAGAACAUAGUUAAUGCAGAUCCUGUUUAAUGCAGACCCUGUUCAAAUGAGCAGACUUCAGCUAUUAAUAAGUUUUUUUUUCUGUGCCAUACACGCCUCGCUUUCCUCUCCCUCUCUCAUACCAAGCAACAACUAUAUAGUCAUGCUUAUUAGGCUUGCACUAUAUCUAUUUUCAUACACUCAGCUCGCCUACUGAAACACCUUAAUUGCAAAAUUGAUGCAACUACAUAGCAUGCCAUAGUAUCGUUUUCCGUUGUGUUUCUUCCUCGCCUGCCCUGCUGUGGUGGCGCCACAAGCGUAUAUGUUUUACUUAGCAUGCACCCACUACUCAUGCUAUACUUACCUUCACACUUAAUCCAGAAACAAGAUGUAUAGCCUGUACCCUUAGCAUAUUAUAAAACUUAAAAGACAAUCUCCAAGCUAGCAUGGAAAAAAUCCUUAUCAAUGUUAUGCUUUAAUAUCCCUAUACACCAUGCUUACUGUUACCUACUACUAUAAUUCUAAAAAUGUGCUGUAACUCAGACAUGCAUACGGUUUGCAAACUGAUAUUUUCCAAUGUGAUGUUUUGACAUGACUCUAACAAGCUGUUAUCUUUGCAAUGCACUCAAAAAUAAAGAAUAAAUAAAAAAAAGUAGCCAAACUGGAAACAUUGUCUAAGUCAACUAUGGUUUCAGUUUGACCUCUUUUGCCUUAUUUUGAAAUUCACUUAGAAUAAAAUAAUUUCAUAAAAUCACAUUUUCAUACCUGAAUACAUCUUGAGGGAUAUUCACUAAACCAGCAGUUGUCAGCAAUUGAUCAGAGAAUUCCAAAUAUUAGGGAAAAUUGCAGAGCUUUAUUAAUAAUUUACUCCUGCUAUUAUAUAUAUUUUUUAUUAUUCUUGUGCGUGUGUUAUAUUCUGUAUUUUUCGGCAUGGCAUUUUGACAUUGUGAGGUACCUUAGGAUAGUAAUUGGUUGCUGGAUCCCAGAAGUGGGGAGGUACAUCCAAGUAUAAAUCAGGCAUUGCUGCACCCGGCUGAGAAUGCCGACACACCACCCCAGGUAGUGAUCAGAAGCACAUGGGCUAAGGGAAGAUGCAUUAGGCAUAGUUUGGUAAUCCAGCCAGAACUCAAGGCAGGAAGCACCGGUACAUCUUUGAAGUGCCAGAGAGGCAAAAACCGUAUCAGUUAUGAUCUUUUCUCUCCUCCCUGUGUUUCCUAACUGUAUGUUCACUUUGGAAGAAAAAAUAUUUAUCCUUACCUAUGGAUCAGGGCAUUUUUUCCUUCAUUUUGGAGGUGAUCUUGCAAUCCACUUAAAGGGACACUCCACAGCCAUAUACAAAAUAAAUAAAAUUCACUAUUUAGUAGAUACAGUCUACUAAAUAGUGAUUAUAAGCCCCAUUCACCCUAAAUGAAAACGUGCAUGCAUUUAUGUAUGCAUUUUAUCACUGGAGUUGUUUCUAAAAAAAACGCUUGCAAAAACUGCAGAUCUCUUGUCUGCUGCCUUUGCAAGCCCUCCUCUUCUAACCCCGCCCAGACUUUCUGUGGCUGUCCAAUCACAUACAGUCUUUGCAAGGCAGGUGCUCUGGGCAUUUGCCGCCUCCUGAGUUCAGUGCAAAUACUGUAACCAAACCAGGAAGUAACAGGACUUGCUGUCUGCUUCAAAAGCCGGGGGUGUAAUUAGCAUAGUUUAGAAAAGUGUCAAUUUCUGUGGAACUCUGCACUAUUUCCAAAAUGAAAAAACAGAACACACACUUCACACAUAAAGCUUUUCAGUACGCUAAAGUGCUCUAGGGGUUUCGAGCGUCCCUUUAAAUCUUAUGAGAUGUACCAUGCAAGAAACAAGGCUUUGACAGACAUAAUUCCAUAACUUUCAGUAUUUUCACUAGACAAAAAUGAUUUCCCCCAAAUAUAUUCAAUAUAUUUUGUUAUGUUUUAAAAGCUUUAUCAUUAUGACUGUGUGUUAUACUUUAUGUCCAAAUGUAGCAUCUCCUGAAAUGGUUUUUAGUCACAUGAAGGCACAAUACUCUACAUUUUUAAUAGUUUAGUUUUAAUGUUUAUGUCUUUGUUACUCUGAGGCCCUAAUGCUUUUCACAUUACAUUUUAGGUUCUUCUGGAUCAAGACGUGGAAAUUAUAACGUGGGUGAGUAACUUAAUUUAUAGGUGAUAGAAAAUUAAUGACUUACCGUAAUAGAUGUGUCCCAAAUUAAUUAUUUUUUAUUUUUUACCGAUUUCUUUUUUUUUUGUCAUCAGCAUUUAUUCUCAAAAACAUACACCCUAGAGAUAGCAAUCAGCCUGUCCCUUUUGUUCUUUAGUUUUUUUUGGCCACUUUUAAAGUUUGUUCUGGAUGGAAUUAUACUUAUUUUUUUUAUUUUUUUUUAUUUAUUUUUCUUACAAUUCUAAUCUGAACCAAUUGAAGACAUCCUUAUGUUAAUGAACCUGUGUAAACGGUAAAAAAGUGAAAAUGCAGGGCGUUUAGUCGUAUGUAUGUAUGUAUAUACAUUUAUCAGGGAAAUUUCCAAAUGAACUCCCAUAAUUCAAAAAUGGUUUUAAUUCCAGUUCCGAAGGAGACACCGGUUAAAAGGAUUAUUCCAACCAUCAUAACUACAACAGCCAUAGUGGCUAUGAUGGUAGGAAUACCCUGGCAACAUUCCACAGUAAUGAGGAAAACCUUGGUAGAAUGGUUUGCCUUCUUACCUUGUUCGUUGAGCACAGGUUUACGGAUGUCAAUCCUGCUUCUUUCAUUGGCUGAGACCAUUGCCUGACUGACCACUCUCAGCUAUUUGAGUGUCUGUGCAUCUUGUUCUAGGCUGGAUAAAUAUACGUGCUGCCAGAUUUUGAGUUACAUCAUACCUUCAUAAUGUAUUAAAUUAACAUAAAUGUUAACAAAAUUAAAUAAAAUAAUAAGCAUCAAUAAAAAUCCAAAUAAGUCCUUUGCUGUGCCAAGACGCAUUUCACUAAAGUGCUUCUACAAUCACUUUAGCAAAAUGUGUCUCGGCACAGAAGAGCAUUCACUCAGAAUUGUAAUUGCUGCUUAUGGUUUUAUAUCAUUUUAAUUGUUUUAACAUAUAUGCUAAUUUUAAAUUUAAUAAAUUCUGAAAGCAUCAAGUCUCAAUGAUUUAUCAAAAGGGUCCAGGACCCCAGAUAAUUAAAGAGAGUGUCACCCUUUACUGACACUAAAGUCUACCACCUCGGAACCAGGUAUUUUUCAGUGCUCAGAACAAAGUGAGCAUUCUUUUUAUUUGGUUGUUUUUGUUUUGUUUUAUACCACUCAUAGAUUCAUACUGCACUAUUAGUUUCCCUAUAUCUUUGUUUUUUAUUUGAGGAUUGAUAUCCUUAUUCUCUUAGUAGGCAACAAGUGAGUGUGCCACAUCUCUAUUAUUUCAAUUCACUGCUCAUCAUUAAAAGCCUCACUAUUAUAUGUUUAUUUUUUUUUCACGUGUAUCCUAAGACUUCAUUAUUCCGAUUCAAUACAAUAUGUGUGGGGCAAGCAUUGUGAGUGCACCACUUUAUGCAUUUUUGGUGUUUCACCAAAUUAAGUUUUGUAAUUUUUUUUUAGUUUAUUUUGGUCUGGGAAAAGAAGGACAACCUACACAAAUGUUUUUGAGUGUUCCACUAUUUAUUCAUAAGCGCUUGGUUUACACAAUUAUUGUUUUUGCCAUUUUGGAUCACUUUUAUUUUUCUAUAAUAAUGCGUGUGUGUGUCAGUAUGUCUGUCAGUGUAUGUGCCCGUGUGGACGUGUCUUUGUGUGUCAGUAUGUCUAUCAUUGUAUGUGUCUGUGUGUGUCAGUAUGUCUGUCAGUUUAUCUGUCUGUGUACCUGUAUGUUGUCAAUGUGUGUAUCUGUGUGCGUGUAGUCAGUGUGUGGAUCUGCAUGUGUGUCAGUGUGUAUACCUGUGUGUUUGAGCAUCUGAGCAGCAACAUUAAAUACAAACACACUCCUCCAUUCAAACUUUAACAUUACAUACAAACACACUCCUGCAUUGAAAUGUCAACACUACAUACAAACACACCUCUGUGUUAAACACCAAAAUUAUAUAUAAACACACCCCUACAUUAAACAAACACUACGCAUAAAUCAAACUCUAACACCACAUACACAUUCACACAAACAUACUCCAUACAAAAACAUGCUUAUAUUCAAACACACAAACACAGUGCUAAAUACAACCAUGCAAGCUUGGGAAAUUGUUAGUGCCCCAGCUGUCAAAAGCAUUGUUGGAUUUGCUGGACAGAUAGGGUUCUACCUUUUGUCCUCCCUGGUGUAAGGUGUGAUUGCAUGCCGCGGAGUGGGUCCAGGGGACCCAAGCAAAUCAUUGUCCAGGCUCCAAUCAAUAUUAAAGAUGGCCCUGCAAGUGUAUCUGAGUAUUGAUGAUGUUCUGCAGGCUUUAAAGGGUGGUCAAAAAAUUUGAUUUAGAUUUUUCAUAUGUUCACUCACUUUGCAUUUUCUUAACGGAUAAAAAAAAUAAACAAUUACAAUUUCUAUUUUUGAAAGCAUUCUUACAGUACAUCAUUUUUAACCUUAAAUAUUUGAGUAUUCAUUAGCAUUAUUUUACUCUUGCUUGUUUAUCAUCUAGCUCUGGAUUUUUUCUCCGCAGAUAUAUAAACUCAGGAGGUCUAGAGACCUCUCGGACUGGAAAGCUAUGUCACCCAAAUCAGAGUACAUAUAUUUUUGCCACUGUCCCAGAAUGUUUCAGUGAGUGCCUGUGACACCAUAUGCGCAUAUCGUGUCACAAUAUAUUUAUUAUACAAUUUCUCCCAGAAAGUAAUCCUUUCAAUUGGUCUUAUCAAGAUUUGGCAGCAAAAAGCAUGGUCUUUUUUUUUUUGUGGCCAGACAACAGUGUAAGGCGUAUCGAUACCUCUUUCCUCCCGGGGCAGUCUCUGACUUUACCACUCCUCUCAGCCUUGCCUCAUCACUAAGGCAAAUACAGGGAGCAGGGAUAUGAGGUGAUUUAUAUCCCAUCCACACAGACUGCGGCAUGCUCCAGAGCCGGUGACCGGACGGAGAUGCUGGCAAAGCUUGGCCAGGGUAAAUGAAUUGACCGUCAGGAAAGGAGUACUGUGUGCUCCUCUACUGCCAGUCAAUUGGGUGAUAAUGGCUGGGAAAAGUGUUAUUGCAGGGUUGUACUUAGGACUGAGCAGUGUUUGUAUGCCUGAAUGUAAGCAUGUUUUUAUGGAGUAUGUGUGUUACAUAGUUACAUAGCUGAAAAGAGACUUGCGUCCAUCAAGUUCAGCCUUCCUCACAUAUGUUUAUGCUGUUGAUCCAAAAGAAUGCAAAAAAUCUUGUCUGAAGUGCUUCCAAUUUUGCAACAAACUAGGAAAAAAUUCCUUCUUGACCCCAAAAUAGCAGUUAGAUGUCUCCUUGGAUCAAGCAGCCAUUACCCCACUAAUUAGAAAUUCUAACCCUGUAUGUGUAUGAAUGUAGGGGUAUAGUGCUGUGUGUUUUUAUGCACUUUUGCCAUUUGAAAGCAGUGUAUUACUUGUGUGUAGUGUUUUUUUGAAUAUAGGGGUGUGUCUGUAUGUAGUGUCGACAUUUGAAUGCAGGGGUGGAAUUUGUGUAGUGUUGGCGUUUGAAUGCUGAGAUGUAUGCACAAACUCACACUAACACAGAUACACAGAAUGACACACAGAUACACAGGGGCACGCACACCGACACACAUGCAGAUACACAGACACACAUACAGACUUAUGCAGAUACGCAGACACACAGGUAUACAUAUACAAACAGAUACAGACAAACAAAUGCACACAAAGAGAAAGAGACCCAUACAAACAGACACCCAGACACACGGGUACAAAUACAGACACACUGAUACACAUACAAACAAGCAGACACACAAACAGACCGAUAAACUGACACACAGAUAGAUACACAUACAGACACAUGCAAAUACACAGAUACACACACUUGCACACAGAUACACAGACACACAGUUAAACAAACAGAAACACAUACAGACACACAAAUAAACACUAAGAUAAACACAAACAGACACACAUGCAAAUUGAACAUUAUUUAGCUACCCUAGCUCCAGUUUACUACUUUCAGGGUAGUUCCUGGGAUAAGGUACACCACUGGUUUUAUUGGCUGGGCCAAGAUAUUCAUUGUGGGCCCCAUGUGGCCCGCAAGUUUGGCAUGCUUGCUGUAGGGUCUUUGCACUAUUUUACAUGGUUCUUGCUCUCUGUAAAUGUCUAUGGCAGCUUCAGUACUUUUUUUGAAGGCAGUAGUAUAUUUUGUAAUGGAAAAUAAGAGAAAAGUAAGCAGAGUACUCACCUUUUGCAUGCUUUUUUUUUUCACAAUCUGUGCUUUUUACUUCCUGAUCUAAAUUCUCAUGAUAAUAUACCCUUUGUAUGUACAUAUAUAUAUUGUUAUUAUUAUUAGCAUUUUUUAAAAUUGUUCACAGUGGAUUGAUAUUAACAUGUUCUCUUUGCAUUUCAGAGGGACUCAGUAUAAAGGUUUUUCUCCGUGGCCGUCCAAUAACUAUGUACAUACCAUCCAAUAUUCCAAACCAUGAUGACCAGAAGCCAGAACUUCCUAGUGAGAAACUGCAGUUGGAGUGGGUGUAUCCUUAAAUCAGAUCUGUCUCCGCCUCUUUUUGAUAUAUGUUCUUCAGUGUCAUUUUUUGUCCCGGUAGACUUUUUGAUUUCUGAUUUCGCAUCUCUUAACUCUCUUAACUCUCUAUCUAUGAUUUUUGACCAGUGUGGUCUCCUUGACCUUCUACUCAGUUAUGGUUGCCGUGGGCGUGACAACCGGUGUACUCUUCGUGUUCUGCAGUCUGGGGAGGUUAUUUAUUUCACUGCUUGUGUCAUUGUCCUCUGUGAUGUAGCGAAUGGAACCCAAAGACACUUCCUGCGUCACACUGACUGCGUUCGUUGGUAAGUAACCUAAAGUUACUUAAUGGAAGUAGAAUAAAGAGGAAAUACCCCAUAGGAGGAGAAGCACUGCUAAGGUUAUGGGCAGGUGACAGCCAUAGAUAUAACUGAGAGAGAAUAUAUAAUAUGGAAUGUUUAAAAUUAAUGCAGCUUUUUUAAAUAACAUAUCCUCUCUGAUCUCUUCUUUAUUAUUAACAUUUUGUCCUCCCCUCAUACAGUUUGGCAGUUCAUCCUGAUGGAGUCAGAGUGGCUUCAGGACAAACGGCUGGAGUGGACAAGGAUGGUAAGGUAAGGAAAAGAGGAACUGAUGUAUUAACUGAUAUUAACAUGUGAAUGGAUUUAUUUGAAUAUUUGAAUUUAAAUGUAAGUAAUUAUUGGACAUUUUUCUUUUCUUUUUUUUUACUGGAGUGGACAUUAAAAAUCUUUACUAAAAUAAAAAUACUCAUAUUUUGACAUUCCUUCACUUAAUUCAAAUCUGCAAAAUGUGCAGGUUUUUACAAACCCAGUCCCAGUGCUCCCUUUCUUUUCGUAACAUGGGCUUUGGGAGUUGUAGUAUAGCAACGAAAAGCUGCACAACUCUCAAUUAGUUUGAUUUAUAAAAAACACGAAUAAUGCUAUUUGCACAAUGUAAUAGAAGCCAGGUGCCAAUUAUUCCUUUUUUUUAUGAUAGUAAAUUUCAGCUAGGUCUGCUUAUACAUCUUGCUGCUUUCCAUUGAAACAGCUUGCGAGACAGACCCAUUGCCUUUAUUGAUUAAAUGAACACUAUAGUAUUCCUAACACUUUAAUGUCCCUCUGUUCCCACGGUUAAAAAACACUUACCUGAUUCCAGCACUAGAUUGCUCUCCAUCUCCUCUGCAAGUGCCGGGCUCGCAUUCGGCCUUUCCCAUUGGGCAUUGGGAAAGCAUUGAAUAAAGACACUGCAUGUCCUCAUGCAAAGCGUGAGGACGUCCAAUGUUGUUUCAGAGAGUUACAGCCAAGAAGCGGCUCCAGUGGCUGUCUGGUAGACAACCAAUAGAAGCAGUUUUAACCCUUUAAAAUAAACAUUGCAAUUUCUCUAAAAUAGGGGGACAUUGACACUGCACCCAGAUCACUUCAAUGAGAUGAAGUGGUCUGGGUGCCUAUAGUGUAACCUGUGGCUUUAUUUUGAAUUUUUGUUUUCAUGUUGUGGUAGUUUUGGUGUUAACACCACAAAAUAUAAGGCGGAGUAUCUUACAUGCACUUUCUUAGUAGUCCUUUGCAUAGGUACAUUUCUUAUGGUAUGCUCUAAAGAAAGUAAAAUAGCAAAAAGAUAGUGCAAUAUUGCUAGUACUCUUAUUUUUGUAAGUCCAAUCAAGUCUUUAUAAAUGCACAUUCACAAAGGUGGAGCCACUAAAGAUUGGGCUCAAGUUGUUCACUUUAUGGGAUGUAAAGGGUCCCACUCCCUCCUCUGUGCUUCAGGUUCCUUAUGCAGGGUAAUCACAGGUUCACAGGCAAAAUAUAAUAAAAUUACAUUUAUUAAUAUAAACAAAAUAAAAAGAAUAAUAUUAAAAGACCUUACAAGCUCUGUUGAAUAGUCUUAGUAGCAAAACGCGUUUCGCCCCUUCAUGGGGCUUCCUCAGUUGCUGUAAAUCUUCAUAGAUGACUCUUCAUUUUUAAAAGCCAUUUACUGCCGCUUUUUUUCCUCUCUCUCUUCAUUUCCGGUUCGCCGGACUUCCGGUUUCCGGUCCUUGCGUUCCACCCUUGGAACGCACAGCCGCCAUGUGUAGCUUUCUUAUGAAGUGCCGAUCUCUUUUCAUCCAGGCUUUUGCGUUCCACAAUUGGAACGCAAUACAGGAUUCCCCCAAAGUCUUUUGUUUAGAACAUUUUUCACAUGUUGUUUGUUGUUUAAUUCUUUAGUUGGUUUUAUGGCUAAUUCUUAUGUAAAAGCAUAUGAUGUACACAGAACUCAAUGUAUAAAACAAUAAAAAAGGAAUGUAAUUUCUAUUUAUAAUAUAAGAAGAAGAAGUGCUAGUACAAAUUACAAAAUAUAUAUAUAUAUAAAUAUAGAGAAAAAUAUGUAUGCAUAAAAAAGGAGGAAUAUAUUUACAUACACACCACUGGUUAUAGAGGUAAUGUCUAAAUGUACAUCAGACUCCUCAUCUCUCUAAAAGGACAAUAUUUCAGCUAAAAUAUGGCAGAAUUCUUAAAUGUAAACCUCUAUGUUAUAGCAUAUAGGUAUAAUAAAAAAGUAUAUAAAAUACAAUCACUCAUAAAAAAAAAAAAAAAAAAUAUUUAAUUAAAAGUAUCGCUAAAAAUGACAUAUCUCAAAAUCAGUAUUAAGACCAUACGGGGCUAGGGAAUUGAAUUCGAAGAUACACUUCAUUUCUUCUUUUCCUAAUUUUCGAAUAUAAUCUCCUCCCCUCCAGUCCCUCUUGACCUCUUUAAUAGCACAAAAGAAUAAAUUGCUUGGAUUUUGAUCGUGCACUUCUUUAAAAUGGAGCGGAACACUAUGUGUCUCCAGCCCAUUUCUGAUGUUCCUGAUGUGUUCCGCAAUUCUUACUUUCAGUGGUCUAAUUGUUCUGCCUAUAUAUAAUAGGUCACAUGGGCACUUCAAAAUGUAUAUAAUUCCCUUUGUGUGACAAGUUAGAUGGUCCUUUAUACAGUAGGGUUUUUUUACAAUGUGUCCUAUGUCUUUCAAAUGUCUUUUUUUGCUAUUAGUUGUUCUACAGGGUAGACAAGUCCCACAUCCAUAAAAACCUUUUAAAUCCUCUAAAAAAUGACUAGGUUUUUUAGGGCUAAGGCAACUCUUAACUAAAAUGUUCUUAAAAUUCUUUGCGCCUCUAUAAAUGAUUUUGGGUUCCGGCUGUAAAACCUUAUUGAGAAUAGGAUCAUCUUGUAACAAAUGCCAGUGUUUUUUAAUUAUUUUCCUUAUUUGUUUAUUCCGUCCAUUAUAAUUGCAAAUGAAGGGUAUAUUGAAAAAUGUUCUAAACAAAAGACUUUGGGGGAAUCCUGUAUUGCGUUCCAAUUGUGGAACGCAAAAGCCUGGAUGAAAAGAGAUCGGCACUUCAUAAGAAAGCUACACAUGGCGGCUGUGCGUUCCAAGGGUGGAACGCAAGGACCGGAAACCGGAAGUCCGGCGAACCGGAAAUGAAGAGAGAGAGGAAAAAAAGCGGCAGUAAAUGGCUUUUAAAAAUGAAGAGUCAUCUAUGAAGAUUUACAGCAACUGAGGAAGCCCCAUGAAGGGGCGAAACGCGUUUUGCUACUAAGACUAUUCAACAGAGCUUGUAAGGUCUUUUAAUAUUAUUCUUUUUAUUUUGUUUAUAUUAAUAAAUGUAAUUUUAUUAUAUUUUGCCUGUGAACCUGUGAUUACCCUGCAUAAGGAACCUGAAGCACAGAGGAGGGAGUGGGACCCUUUACAUCCCAUAAAGUGAACAACUUGAGCCCAAUCUUUAGUGGCUCCACCUUUGUGAGUGUGCAUUUAUAAAGACUUGAUUGGACUUACAAAAAUAAGAGUACUAGCAAUAUUGCACUAUCUUUUUGCUAUUUUACUUUCUUUAGAGCAUACCAUAAGAAAUGUACCUAUGCAAAGGACUACUAAGAAAGUGCAUGUAAGAUACUCCGCCUUAUAUUUUGUGGUGUUUGUAUCUCUUUUUUGGUGAAGGUUAAGGGAACCUCACCAGGGUGUUAGAGUCUCUUACACAGUUGCACGUAGCACACAUUGGGUCACUGUUAUUUAUCUUUGUAUUACUGUUUGUAUUUCCCUUUCAGAGGACCCAGUGAGCUAUAUUGAACAAUAUGUCAUUUCUUGAAAACAGAAAUUAUAGAACAAGUAACAUUGAUAUAUGCUUUGAUAGAGGUAUAGAAAGGCAAGGAGCCCCAAACCUCAAUGGUAAAAACCAAUUUAGAUAUAAUUUGGAAAAUGCCUUAAUAAAGGAAAUGAAAACAAAGUGGGAGAUAGCCACUCUCAAAAAAUAUGUUAGGGAUCAGAUCACCCCAAGGGGUCUUAGAUUCUUCAAAGACCCUAGUUUUGAUAAAGAUGAUCCUCACUUUAUGGUAGGAUGGAACAAAUUACUAGAUGGUUUUUCUUUUAGUACUAUGGGCUAUAUAGUGGCGAGAAGGGAGGAGAAUUUACCUAAGCUCGAUGAAGAGAUUAAUAAAUGGAAAAACCUUUUGAUCGAAUCCACAAGCCCUGAUAUCUAUAACAGUAUUUUAAGGGAAAUUAGAGAGAAAGUAGAUAGGAUAGAAACAGAGAUUAUAGAUAUCAAAAGAAGUAAAUAUCAGAGGGAUAUAAAUGACUAUGAAACAGGAAAUGUGAGGAAUCCUAAACAAAAAGAAAAUAUCAAUAACAAUAAAAAUAAGGACAGAAAAAGGAACUAUAGAGGAAAAUUCCACCAAAACGGAUAUAAUACACAGAUGUGGAAACAAAAAAAUCAGGAGAGACCGACAUAUAGGGCUUCGAACAAUAGAGAGAGGGAAUUCAGAAGAGACGAUAGGGGAUUUCCUCAUAAAUUCUCACCGAAGAGAAGCUCUAUAAGGUUAGAGGGAGAUAUCAAUAGGAAGAGAUCUAACUCACGAUUCAUUUCAGAGUCACAGAAUCCACCUAUCACACCCAUUAGGGGAGAACUACAGUACACAACGGCAGUAGGACAUCAUAAGAAUGGAGAUCAUAUCAACACACAAGAAAUAGGGAGACAUUAUCAUGCCACCAAAUCUAGAAUGUAUAGUGAUGUGGUAAAAGAAGGCCCACACCAUUAUCAGAAAACACAUCAAACAGGGAAAAUAGUGAGUUCAAGACAGUACAAUAGUGACAGAUUAGAACCUACUCUGACAAGGAAUAGAAGUAUAAGCAAAUCUUUACCUCCAGACACUCCCCCGUCACCUUCUUUUUUUCGGAGGGAUUUGAUACAGAACAGAAGGAAAUGGACGAACGAUAUACAAUUAUGGGACACACAGGGAAAGAGACAAAGAUCAAUAGAAGAAGAAGAAGAAAGAGAAGAGAUAGGAAGGAGCCACAGAGAGAAGAGGGGGAAGACAUCGAUCUAAAAGGAAUUUUUAAUGUUGCAGAUGAACCACUUACGAAAGAACAAAUAAACAUUUUUAAAAAGGGCUUAAAGUUUGCCCCAACUGCGGAUUUUAAUGCUUUUAAUUUUUUUUAUAGAUAUGAACCAUUUUAUAAGGAAAUUAUGUUUAAAGAAAUUCUUUUAUAAAAGGACAGAGCAGACGUCCAAAGAAAAGGAAAGUAUAGAUGAAUACCAACAUACAUCACUUAAAGAAAAAUCACAAUUUUUUCCACGUCAUCUCAUUUCCCAUGAGAUAAAAACUUUUGAAAAAAUGGUUAUGAAGGAAGUAAAGAAAUACAAAAAAGAGAAUAAGUACCAACAAAAUUUAACAGUAGGAGAAAAGAAAGCACUAAAGGAAAUAAGAGACAAUCCCAACCUGAUAAUCAAACCAGCAGAUAAGGGAGGGGGAAUCGUGAUGUUCAACAGACCUCAGUACUUGAAGGAAGCUAAAAGGAUUCUAUCAGAUUCUACAACGUACAAAAAACUUACAUAUAAUCCCCUUAAACAGACUAUAAAUGCAUUUAAGAAAUAUGUAGAAAAAGGGAAGGAUUUAAAGAUACUUAAUGAAAAAGAAGCUGGAUACUUAUUUGUAACUUAUCCUAAAAUUCCAGUUUUUUAUCACCUCCCGAAAGUGCAUAAAAACAUCACGGAGCCCCCCGGCAGACCCAUAAUAUCAGGAAUAGAUUCUGUCUCCACAAGAGUGUCGGAAUAUAUAGACACUCUCCUACAGCCGUUAGUUUUGGCAACUCCGUCGUACCUUAAGGAUACAAUCCAUAUGUUACAAAUUUUGGAAGAUACAGUUUGGCAGCAAGGUUACUUAUUAGUAACCUGCGAUGUCACUUCCUUAUACACCAUAAUACCUCAUGAGAAAGGGAUGGCAGCAGUACGGCACUUUCUGUCCAAAUCAGAUUUUAAGGGUGAACAGAUAGAUUUUAUUCUAGAGGGCAUUCUUUUAAUUCUGACAAACAAUUUUUUUUGGUUUGAGAACGAAUUUUAUCUUCAGAUCUGUGGAACGGCGAUGGGCACCAAGUUUGCCCCCAGCUACGCCAACCUUUUCAUGGCAUUUUGGGAAGAAGCUUUUGUAACCAAGGGCCAUGAGUGGGGGGCAUAUUUGGUGUCCUAUCGCCGGUACAUAGACGACAUAUUUUUUAUUUGGACAGGUAACCAUGAUCAACUGAAUGAUUUUAUUACGUAUUUAAAUUCAAACGAUUGGGGGAUUCAUCUAACAAGCUGUAUUAGUGAAGUGAAAAUAAACUUUUUGGAUUUGUAUAUAUAUAUAGAGGAUGAUAAGAUCAAUACAAAAAAAUUUUUUAAACCAGUGGAUGCCAACGGGUAUAUAGAAAGAAACAGUUGCCAUUACAACCCGUGGCUAGAGAAUGCGCCGAGAGGCCAAUUCCUACGGAUUCGAAGGAAUUGUAAAAAAGAAUCCGAUUAUAUAGAACAAACCGAGUAUAUUAAACAACAAUUUAUAGAAAAGGGAUAUAACAAAGAAAUUUUAGAGAAAAAUAUUAAAGAAGUAAAAGAAAUACCAAGAAAGGAGCUUAUAAAAUAUAAACCUAAAAAAGAGCAAGGAAAUAGUAACAAUAUACCCUUCAUUUGCAAUUAUAAUGGACGGAAUAAACAAAUAAGGAAAAUAAUUAAAAAACACUGGCAUUUGUUACAAGAUGAUCCUAUUCUCAAUAAGGUUUUACAGCCGGAACCCAAAAUCAUUUAUAGAGGCGCAAAGAAUUUUAAGAACAUUUUAGUUAAGAGUUGCCUUAGCCCUAAAAAACCUAGUCAUUUUUUAGAGGAUUUAAAAGGUUUUUAUGGAUGUGGGACUUGUCUACCCUGUAGAACAACUAAUAGCAAAAAAAGACAUUUGAAAGACAUAGGACACAUUGUAAAAAAACCCUACUGUAUAAAGGACCAUCUAACUUGUCACACAAAGGGAAUUAUAUACAUUUUGAAGUGCCCAUGUGACCUAUUAUAUAUAGGCAGAACAAUUAGACCACUGAAAGUAAGAAUUGCGGAACACAUCAGGAACAUCAGAAAUGGGCUGGAGACACAUAGUGUUCCGCUCCAUUUUAAAGAAGUGCACGAUCAAAAUCCAAGCAAUUUAUUCUUUUGUGCUAUUAAAGAGGUCAAGAGGGACUGGAGGGGAGGAGAUUAUAUUCGAAAAUUAGGAAAAGAAGAAAUGAAGUGUAUCUUCGAAUUCAAUUCCCUAGCCCCGUAUGGUCUUAAUACUGAUUUUGAGAUAUGUCAUUUUUAGCGAUACUUUUAAUUAAAUAUUUUUUUUUUUUUUUUUUAUGAGUGAUUGUAUUUUAUAUACUUUUUUAUUAUACCUAUAUGCUAUAACAUAGAGGUUUACAUUUAAGAAUUCUGCCAUAUUUUAGCUGAAAUAUUGUCCUUUUAGAGAGAUGAGGAGUCUGAUGUACAUUUAGACAUUACCUCUAUAACCAGUGGUGUGUAUGUAAAUAUAUUCCUCCUUUUUUAUGCAUACAUAUUUUUCUCUAUAUUUAUAUAUAUAUAUAUUUUGUAAUUUGUACUAGCACUUCUUCUUCUUAUAUUAUAAAUAGAAAUUACAUUCCUUUUUUAUUGUUUUAUACAUUGAGUUCUGUGUACAUCAUAUGCUUUUACAUAAGAAUUAGCCAUAAAACCAACUAAAGAAUUAAACAACAAACAACAUGUGAAAAAUGUUCUAAACAAAAGACUUUGGGGGAAUCCUGUAUUGCGUUCCAAUUGUGGAACGCAAAAGCCUGGAUGAAAAGAGAUCGGCACUUCAUAAGAAAGCUACACAUGGCGGCUGUGCGUUCCAAGGGUGGAACGCAAGGACCGGAAACCGGAAGUCCGGCGAACCGGAAAUGAAGAGAGAGAGGAAAAAAAGCGGCAGUAAAUGGCUUUUAAAAAUGAAGAGUCAUCUAUGAAGAUUUACAGCAACUGAGGAAGCCCCAUGAAGGGGCGAAACGCGUUUUGCUACUAAGACUAUUCAACAGAGCUUGUAAGGUCUUUUAAUAUUAUUCUUUUUAUUUUGUUUAUAUUAAUAAAUGUAAUUUUAUUAUAUUUUGCCUGUGAACCUGUGAUUACCCUGCAUAAGGAACCUGAAGCACAGAGGAGGGAGUGGGACCCUUUACAUCCCAUAAAGUGAACAACUUGAGCCCAAUCUUUAGUGGCUCCACCUUUGUGAGUGUGCAUUUAUAAAGACUUGAUUGGACUUACAAAAAUAAGAGUACUAGCAAUAUUGCACUAUCUUUUUGCUAUUUUACUUUCUUUAGAGCAUACCAUAAGAAAUGUACCUAUGCAAAGGACUACUAAGAAAGUGCAUGUAAGAUACUCCGCCUUAUAUUUUGUGGUGUUUGUAUCUCUUUUUUGGUGAAGGUUAAGGGAACCUCACCAGGGUGUUAGAGUCUCUUACACAGUUGCACGUAGCACACAUUGGGUCACUGUUAUUUAUCUUUGUAUUAUAGUUUUGGUGUUAGCAGGCUAUCAUAGGCACUCGUGAAGCAGCCGCUUGCUCACUAUUUUCAUUCAAGGUUACUUACUAAAGGGAGAAUUGCAGGGAAUUCUAAGUAAAUUCCAAACUGAAGGCCAAAUUAGCCAAACUGAAAACAUAGCUGACUUGGUUAAUUUUUCCAGUUCCAGUUGAAUAAACCUGUUAAUGUGGAAGUUACACCUCCCCAUAAGCAAUAUCAAUUUUGACUUGAUUUCGAUGGUAUUGAUUGUCAAACAGCUUCGACUGACAGUCAGGACCCCAGAUUUAAUGUAGAAGUCACAGGUAAUCCAAUCAAGAUCAUACAGUAAAUACAGUGGGGCAAGUGAAACAAUGCCUGUAUGCAUUUUCAGAGCUCUUAGCUGAGAGUUUGGUAGUUCCACAACAGUCAGGAGGCUAUUUAUUUGUCUUUAACAUAUUGUGUCCCCUGCAAUAAUGUUUUUAAAGAGAUCGCAACACAUAAAGCAGGAAGUGGAUUGUGGGUAUAGUGUUCUGCUAGAUAGCAUGGGCACAACACAUUACUGUGAAAAUCCUGGUUCAGAUUUGGUGUUACAGGUGUUGAUAUUUUAUCUACAAACAUGUCUGUUCUUAGUAUUAUCUCACACAUGCUUUUCCUGUGUGUGUAAAUUUGAUGGUUUUGUGUGGAUAAGAAUCUUGCUGAUAUUACUGAUUCCCAUAUUCCUGUGUUAGAUAUUAGCUAUAGCUUAAAAUUCCUUUUGUUUCUCUUUAAUGGCUGGUCUUACGACUUAAAGAAUUAGGUUAAUUGAUAUUUUUAAGAGAGACCUACUAAGCCAUAAUCUUUCAUGCACCAGACAUAGUUUAAAAUAUCCACCCUCUUCUUCUAUUUUCUUUCCACGUGCACUACACAAACAUUUUAAGCUUAUCGAAGCUCCAUGGGCCACACAUGGGCCCGUGAUGAUGUUUUAAGUGUAAAUAAAUUAACUAUACAUUUCAAGUGACAAGGUGACACAUGCUGCCAUCAGCACAAGGGACAGCAACAGACCAGCUGACAAGCAUCAGAUGGCUAAUAUUAAACCAUUACCACUGCAUGAAUGCAUAACUGUUAAUUUUGUCCCUCUGCUCCUUUGUCUAAUAAGAUGAUAUUGCAUGUAGCAGCUCAUAUGAUGGCUUUUCCAAAUGUUCUCACAAAAACACACACCUAGCAGGAUUGUUAGAUCCCUUUUCUGUUUUUUUGUCAAUCUUUCUUUUAUUAAGGCAUUUGAUUUGGGUGGUACAGAAUAAAGAAAGGGAGAUGAACGAAAUGGACACAAGAUAGGAUUAUCACAUCAUGGUUUUAACAUCUUAACAUCCUUGAUAUGACUGCCUUAUUUUUUUUUAUCAAUUAAGUAAAAUAUAAACAUGCUAAACUGUUGCGUCAAGACUAUGAACAGAUGUAAAGUUUAAACAUUCAAAAUUUUGUUUGCAAGAGUUAAUUAAACAAGGCAUACCAUGGCAUGUAAGAAUUACUCGAUUGGUAAGCAUUUCACACACAUUGAGACAAGAUGCUAUUAUAGAGACAUACUUGUGAGCUACUCUAAAGUAGGCUGAGCUUAUUGAUAGUAUGAUCGACGUAUGUGAUAAAACAAAAAAAUGUACAUAAGUGGAUUUUAAAACAAUAUAAGGUAAAUGCCUAGAGCAUGGGUUGUCAACCUGGUCCCUACCGCCCACUAGUGGGCGUUUCGGGAUUCCAGAUGGGCGGUAGGGACUUUGGAGGUUAAAACCUUCUUUUGAGCGAGCGGGCGCAAGCGAGCGAGCGGGUGCGAGCGCACACAUCAAGAAACCAACGUGCGUGAGAAUGCGUGCGGUAGGAUUUUAAAACCUCCUUUUGAGCGAGUGGGCGGGCGGCGCAGGCGGGCGCGAGCGCACACAUCAAUCAACCUCCUUUUGUGCGAGAAGGGGUCGGGCGGGAGCGAGUGCACGCAAACACGUGGGAAGAGGAAGGGGAGGAGUGGAAAUUCAUAGCAGGGACAGGCAGAAGCAGGCAGAAACGGAGCAGAGCAGUUGCAAAAGAAAAGUUAUAGGCAGGAGAAAGAGAAUUGUUGGCUAAUAAUAAUAAGUGGGCUAACUAGCUCAGCCUUACUUUUGUACCUCAGGAAGGUAAAAGAAAGGAGAUAAAAAGGAAAAGAUAAAAAAAAAAUAACAAAAAAAAGGAAGAAAAAUAGAGAAAAUGGGAUAAAAUAAAGGAGGAGAGUAAGCAGUGUUUAGUCUGGCUCAUAAAUUAAGUUUUGUUAUCUUAUAAAAUAAAAGAAAAAAAUAAGUAAGGGAAGAAGAAAAUAAAAAAAAAGGAAAAAGAGAUCCUUGAUAUAGUGAUAUAGUAUAAGAAAGGUAAAGAAGCAGGCAGGAAAAGGAAUUUCUUUUGAUGGUGACAUUUAAUAAAUGCAUUGUUUUUGGUAUUAGUAAUAAAAGGGAAAAGAGGAGGGAAAAAAACACUGUGUGGAGUGCAGAUCAAAACAUAAGAGUAAAAGUAGUUGUUAAAUUGUGAAACAAAUUUAUUGUAAAUCUUUUUAUUGAGGAAAAAGAGUUAGGCUCGCAGGCCUCGGUGGAUAGCAUUAAUAAUUGUUAUAACAUAUGUCAGUCUUCAAAACAAUAUAUUGGGAGUUUCCCAAAACUUCAAGGCAAUUACAUUCCAUUCUCAAUUUAAGGCUUAAUCAGCGUACAUGUUAUUUGCAUACAUACAAUAAAAGAGAACCCUUUUUAGUAUUUGCUUGCAGGAUAGUAUUUAGUGUGUUUGUGUGGGGCAUGUUCCUCCUUCGAUGCUCUAACCUCUAGAUAUAGGCGAGCAAAUAUUGCUUUCAUUCGUCAGGUUGGUGACUUAUAUCCCUGAGAGACAUACGGGAGUAACAAAAAAUAUAUAACGUGUUAUAAGGUGGAAAAGAAGAGGGUUAAGGGAUGAUGUGUAUGUGUGAGGAUAGUUCUCCCCGGUGUCCACACUCCCCCCCCCACCCGCAACGGGUCCUGAGCUUGGGCGUGAUGGUCAGGUUUUUGUCAGGUCCUGUCCUAGCGGCUUGCUGUGGUACGUUGGUCAUGUAUUGUGAACCUAUGUUGUGUUAUUGUCUCAGUGGAUUCAUCUAGUGGUCGACUCUAUACUGUGUGUUGGGUCCGUCCCUUCAGGCUCCAUCUCCUACAUUGCACAGCCGUGUGAUGUGUCUUAUAUGCUGUAGUUCAGUCUAUCAUGUGCGUCGAUUGGUCGUGUGUGUGUCGGUAGGUAUUUCAUGAUAUCACAGUAUCGGUUUUCUAGCGUGCGCGAGCAUAAGUUCGGGUCAAUAAGGGAUCGUAUGUUACUACGGACCAUAACCCCUCCCAAGAUGAAUUAUCCGGCACCUGAGGGUGAGUUCGGCCAACAGAGGUGACCAGUCCCAGCUUGUCCGCCCCGCUCCCCCGCCCCCACAUGGACCCUUUAUCUGUCCGCCUGGUAUGAGAACCAGGGUUGCCAUGUCUCCGCGUGCUUUGUCGAGCGUCCCGCCAGAGAUGCCCGCACCGCCUCGGCCGCCUGGAUGUCCUUGACCCUAUGGAUCCAUUCUUCUAUCGUGGGAACGGUUGCCUUCUUCCAAUAUACUGGGAUUAAGGAUUUGGCAGCAUUUAAGAGAUGGCGUAGAAUUGAUUUCUUGUAUCUAGGGAUAUUUUGUGUGGUAAUAUGUAGUAGGGCCAAUUCUCGGGACCAUUCCGUGUCAUCCCCCAAGAUCUCCUUUAUUGUGGCGUGGAUAUGGUCCCAGUAGUGUGCGAUGGUAUGGCAUUCCCACCAUAAAUGUACUAUGGUACCUCUCGCGUCUUGACAUCUCCAGCAGAGUGGGGACGCCUCUGGGUAGAUUUUCUGUAUGGCUACCGGGGUUUUAUACCACAUGGAGAUCAGUUUAUAAUUGACCUCCUGAUAGUAGGAGCUUGAGGAGCUUUUGUGCUGCCAGAGGAGUGCUGUCCCCCAUUGCGUUGGUGUAAUGGCAAUAUCUAGUUGUGUUUCCCAUCGUCUUUGAAAUGUAUUGUUAUCCGAAGAGGCCCCAAUCAGUAGAUGUUGAUAGAGCAUCGAUAUCGCGUUCUCGAGUUUAGAACCUCUGCGGCAUAUGCUUUCGAACCAUGUAAGGUCUCUGUGUAGGAGGUCCUUGUGGGGUAAGGAUUCGUAGUAAUGUGAUAGUUGUAGAUAAUGGAGGGUCAGGAGGGGAGUCUGCGGUCUUCCAGCUAAUAGUGAGCUGAGGGACCUUAUCCGACCUUCCUCCAGGAUCGUGCAUAUUGGGAUAUAUUCUCUUUCCCCUAAAAAGGCCCAGGUCCUAAAGGGGAGUCCUCCCCCUAUAUUGGGGUUGUGUGUGAUUGAGAUCAUAGGGCUGGGGGUCGGAGAGACCUGCUCCAUCUUCCUAAUUGAUUUCCAGAUCUUCAGAGUCUGUGCCACCGGAUUGCCGUCCUCUUCUGAUCCACACCGACCUUUCGCCUCCCUCCAUACGUCUGCUUUAAGUUUGGUCCCCGCGUCUUCUCUGUCCAGAGUUACCCACUGUUUCGGGUCCUCUGCUGCGUGCCACUCCAGGAUACGUUGCAUAGUAGUGGCUUGUUGGUACUUUUUGAAGUCCGGCAGUGCAAGGCCUCCUCUGAUCCUGGGUAGGCAGAGCGUUUCAUGUCGAAGGCGGGAUCUUUCCCCUCUCCAAACAUAUCGGAUGACCGCCGAUUUCAGGCUAGAGAAGAACGUUGUAGGUAGCGAUAUUGGGAUGGUUUGGAAUAAGUAUAAUAUCCGUGGUAGCACGUUCAUCUUGAGGACCGCUAUCCUGCCGUGCCAGGUGAUGUGUGGAUAUGCCCAUCGAUCUAGGUCCGAAGUUACUUGUCGUAGUAUGGUGGCAAAAUUGUGUUGGUACAGGUCGCGUGGGUUGUGUGUUACCCAGAUGCCGAGAUAUUUCAUCUUCCCCUCACAUCUGCGAAAUGGGAAAGCUGCGCUCAGUGUGGCAAAUUCGGUUGGUGGGAAGGUGACGUUAAGGAUCUCACAUUUAGAUAAAUUAAGUUUGAAUCCUGCUAUUUUGCCGAAGUUUUCAAAUUCCCGGAGCAAGCAUGGCAGUGUGAUUCGUGGAUUAGAGACGAAAAAGAGGAGAUCGUCCGCAUAUGCGGCCACUUUGUGUUCCGUCCCUUUCCAUGAAUAGCCCUGGAUGUCAGGGUUCUGUCGUAUUGCCUGUAGGAGCGGUUCCAGAGACAUUGCGAAUAAAAGGGGGGAUAGGGGGCACCCCUGCCUGGUCCCGUUGUGAAUCUCAAAGCUGGUCGUAAGUGCUCCAUUUACCUUAACCGCUGCGCUGGGUUUAUCGUAUAAUGCCGAUAUCCACGACAUCAUCUUCGGUCCCAUUCCCAUGGCCCUCAAUGUCUGCAUCAUGUAAGACCAGUUGACCCGAUCGAAGGCCUUUUCAGCAUCCGUGGAUAGCAGUAUAAGGCGUUCUCGUGAAAUCCGUGCUCGAUGUUGUAUGGAGAAGAGUCGGAGUGUGCUGUCUCGGGCUUCUCUACCAGGUAUAAACCCCGUCUGAUCCGCAUGGACUAUGCUCGGUAGUACUCGUUGUAUUCUGGUGGCCAACACUUUCGUAAGAAGUUUUGAGUCCACGUUUAUUAAGGAAAUUGGCCGGUAACUGCUGCAGUGUUCGGGAUCUUUCCCGGGUUUGAGCAGGACUGCUAUAGUAGCUGCCAGUGAUUCUGUGCCGAAUCGUCCCCCUUCUGUAAUGUUAUUAAAUGCCUUAGUUAGCCAAGGUAAGAGGAUCGAGGAGAAAUGUUUGUAAUAUCCCGCAGAGUAUCCAUCCGGGCCUGGUGCCUUGCCCACCUUCGUGGCCUUCAGGGCCGCCGCCACGUCUUCGACACUAAUUUGUUCGUCUAACAUAUCUGUCGCGUCUAUGUUUGCUCGUCUGCUUACAUUAUCCCGGAGGAAGGCCUGGAUUGAUGCGGGCACGGUGUGUCCUUGCGAUGAUUCCGUCGGCGUAGGAAGGUUAUACAAGGUGUGAUAGUAUCGGCGGAAUUCAUUUGCGAUGUCUUCAGGGAAUGAGGACGUGGAUCCCGAUGGGAGGCGUAUUUUGUGCACCCUCGUGCGGGGGGUGUCGCCCCUCAGGAGGCUUGCCAGAAACUUGCCGCCCUUGUUGGCGUGAGUGUAGAAGAAAUUUUUCGAAUAUUGCAAAGAGCGAUGAUAUUUCCGUGUGAUAAGGUCUCUGAGUUGUCGUCUGGCGUUCGUCAAUUCUGUUUGUGUGGUAUCAAUUUGCAUCCGUUUGUGCUGUUGUUCCAAUUUUGCAAUGGUUUCAUAGACUUCCGUUAAUUCCCGCAUCAUUGCUUUUCUCUUGCGAGAGGCUAUUCUAAUGAGAAUGCCCCGUAUUACGCUUUUGUGUGCCUCCCAGAGUGUAAUUGGCGAGAUCUGGUCCCCAUCAUUUUCUUUGAAAUAUAGUUCCAGUGCCUGCGUGACUUCGUUUAUAACCUCAGGGUCUUGAAGUAGGGACUCAUUCAGUCGCCAGGUCCAGCGAGCUGGUUUGAAUAGAGGUGAUUCCAGUUCCACUAUCGUCGAACCGUGAUCUGACCACGUGGCUGGGCCUAUGGUAGCCGACCUGAGUCGCGACAAUCCUUCCUGUUGUAUCAGUACGUAAUCAAUUCGCGAGUAGCGAUUAUGUAAUGCUGAAAAGUGGGUGUAGUCUCUAGAAUCCGGGUGGAGUGCUCUCCAGCAGUCCACUAAUCCCAUUUCGCUCAGUGAUUUGCGAAUUGAGUGAAUGCUUGAGGCUGGUAAGCUACUAUGGCUUGUUGACGUAUCCAUCUGGGGGUCUAGUGGAGUGUUAAAAUCACCUCCCAUGAUGAUUGCCCCUUCCGCGAAGCCCUUCAGUUUACGCAGAAUUCGUCUGAUGAAUCUGGCCUGGUUUGUGUUGGGAGCAUAAAUUGACACGAAAGUGUAAAGUUUGUCCGCUAUGGUGCCUUUCAGGAAAAGGAACCUCCCCUGCGUGUCGAAUAUCUUGUCUAAUUCCUUGAAGUCCAGAUCAGCUGACAGGAUGAUGGCUACGCCCGCUUUACGAGCCGUGUUGUGGUUGCUGAAGUAAUUGUUGGGGUAGUACCGGUUCCGCAAUUUAGGUGAGAGGCCCUCUAGGAAAUGGGUCUCCUGAAGCAUAGCAACAGAUAUUUGUGUCUUCCUCAAGUCGCGUAGCAGAUGUGUGCGGCGCUCGGGAACAUUCAGUCCCCUGCAGUUGAGGGUAAGGACACGUAGUGGCGCGUCGUGGUAGGACGCGGACAUCUCUGUAGAGCCCCGAGAGCACGCGGAGAGCUUUGCGUUUGAAACUCACUCCCUUCGCUACAGUUAGCUACAGGGACACGUUGAGGUCCAAUCCGUUAUCUUAUGUCUUUUGGCGUUAACGGGAGCGCGGUGCCGGAGAGCUAGACUACGUACCCCCCCACCGGGCUCAGGGUUAUCGGUGCUAGGGUUGUCUUGUAUAUGGGCGACCCCUCCUCCUUUCCUAUGCCCCCCUGUACAGACUGGUUGCAAAUUCGCUACCGCUUUCGCGACAGUCAAGGACUUAUAUGACUGGUGUUUGGAGGGUGUGGUUUCUGUGUGUGGCACUCGUCCCUGUCGGGGAUGGAGAGCGGACACCAGGGAAGUGUGAAUGAUAUAAAAUUAAAAAAAAUAAAAAAUAAAAACUAAGAGAAAAAAUUUUUUUUUGAUUUGGGGGGGAGGGUCGUAAAAUCAGGACCUCAAGUGGAGAGGUUACUCUAUGUGAGGGGACAGGGUGGGUUGAGGAUUUCUCCUCAAUACCUCCUCAGUGUUUGGAGGUAUUAGUCGUGCGACAGCCGGAUCUGCCGGGGGCCACUCCAGUAACCAGACCGGGAUAUGGUCCACCAGAUGCUCCGCUGUCAGAAGAGUUGCACGACCUUUAGGUGGAGUCAAUGGCUCCGCUCCAGACCGGUGUGUGAGAGAGAGAAAUGAGAACGAUACCAAAUGAGGUUCCCCCCCACCAGCACCGCAGCCUAGUGCCAUAUGAAGUUUCUAAGUGUCAAGGCGCCACCCAACAGGGGUGGUACAUGUGAUCAUGAAUACAAUAACAAUUCAACGAUAUAGUAAUACCAUAAUGCGAGUACAACAUGAAGGUUCCUACACAUAUGACUUGUACCUUAUCCCACCUUUUGGACCAAGCCCCGUCCGUUCCCCCCUCCUAGCGUCCUCUGUCUUCCCCCUGCAAUGUGUGGCAGCCGUUGCGUGUCCUCUGAGCAGUCCCCCGUUCAUCAGUCUGAUUGUGCUUGCAUGUCGAUUAUUGCGCCCCCCACCUAAACCCUCCUCUAUCGUUCUGGUCCCCUCAAUUAUCUGUUAAUGGCGGUGUGCCCUAUCAUUCAAUAGUUAGGAUGCCGUCUCCUACGUCAUGGGGCGUUAUAGUAAGUCAGGUCAUCUCACUUAUCUAUGUGUCUGCUAAAGUGGGGGGGAGCACAUAUUCAGGAGGUGCGACAUUCAACAGCUAGUAUAACAUGAGUAUAAUACCAGUAUGAAAUAUAGAGGUUAGGCAUGGCAAUAAACAAUCGUAACCUAUCAUGGAUUUGGUGAAUGAGACCUAGGCGGUGUAUACCGGGUGAUAUCAUCCCAUACCGUGAGUCCACAGCUCAGAUCUGCAGGAGAGUGGUGUAGUCCCUUUGAGUUCAUUUCCAAUAUGAGUGAAAAAGUCUCCUGGGGUCAGUGAUAUAAAACGUGCCUUAUGAGGUUAUAAACAGGACCCACCCCAGUCAAAGAAUCCCCUAUAGCAGCCCACCUCCCAAAUGAGUUUCCGCUGUGUCGUUCACUGGGUCAGAUGUGUUCCCCAGCGCCUCCGUUAGGGGGAGAGACAGUUCCUUUUUUCAACAUGUCUUGAAAACAAAGAGGAUAGAUAGAGCCUCAGACCGACUCUCUGGGAGGGGUAUGGAGUCAGUUAUAGGGAUACAGUCAUGGGAUACCUUUUUUUUUUUUAUUGCCCGGUGUGUAUAUGAGGGACUGCGUCAGUUCCUGUCCUAGCGCCUGUGCAGGUUGGGGUGUCCUCCCCAGUGGGGUGUCCAGGGGGGGGGUAGAGGGACCGCUAGAGGGCUCACCUGUCACUCUGGUGCCUCCGGGUUGAUGCGUCUGCGGGGAGCCGGGCCUCUUGGUGGGUUAUCUCCGCGUCUGCGGGGCGCUCUCUGUUGGCGUGGUCUCCCACCCAGUGGGCCUAGAACCCAAUCUUGGACUGAUAUCGGAGGCAGGUCCAUCUCCUCCAGGAACCGUGGGACCUCCUCAGGCCAGCGGAUCGACACCCAUCCAUUCUGGUUGCGCGCCAGCAGGGCAAAGGGGAAGCCCCACCUGUAAGGAAUAUUCCGCUCCUGCAGGGCUGUGGUUAUGGGCUUUAACGCUCUCCUGGCUUCAAGCGUGAUGGGCGAGAGGUCACUAUAUAGAGACACUGAGGUCCCUUGAAAAUCCCAGGUUGGGCGGGAACGGGCCGCUUUCAUGAUAGCGUCCUUAUCUCUAAAAGAGUGGAGGCAGCAAAUCAAAUCCCGUGGGCCUUCUUCCUGGGACCGGGGACGUAGAGCUCUAUGUGCGCGUUCAAAUUUGAGAGUCUGGGGUGCUUCCUCUCCCAAUAUCAUAGGAAUAGGUUAGAUAAAAUGUCUGCCGCAUUUUCCUCCCUACCCUCAGCUUCAGGGACCCCACGGACCCUAAUGUUACAUCUGCGCCCCCUGUUAUCUAGGUCUUCAACUGACCUUCUCAUGUGGAGUAACAGCUCCCCUUGACGCGUGAGUGCUGUGUCUGUUGCUUGGUGUCUCGCAGCAUGAGCCCCCUGUGUGCGUUCCAGUUCCUGGAUGCGGCCCGCUUGCGCAGUUACCUCCGUCCGGAGCCCUGCCAUCUCAGCUCUCAGAGCGUCCUGUAUGGUGGUAGUCAGGACUAGUAAGUCAGCUUUCGUGGCCAUUGCAGUUGCCAUAUUUCGGAGUUCUUCUCCAAUCUUUUCCAGUGCAGCACCAUGUGGUUCCCUGGGGGAUGAUGCCGUCGGCGCCAUAUUGGAUCCGCUUGUUCCCUCUGUCGCAUCAGGCUGGGUCUGGAGGAACCCGUCCAUCGGGCCGUGUGUCUGGCCCAGCUGUGUACCCCUCGGGGUUUGGGGGGUCUCGGUGCGUCGGUGGCGCCCCAUAGACGCUAGUGUUUGCUGUUUAUUAGGCUGUUUACGGCGCCGGUGGAGCGGAGCUCUCAAAUCACGCGUCCAUCCCGGUCAGAGCUUAAGCCACGCCCCCGUGAAACAAAUUUAUAACCCAUGUCUGAAAAAAAGAAAUAUGCUCGUGGCUAUUUACCAGAGUAUCUGAAGAUGGGUUUCAUUGAAUCUGUUACAAAUAAACAGCUUCCAAUGUGUUUACUGUGCCACAAGACAUUAUCUAAUGAAGCAAUGAAGCCAAGUCGAUUGCGAGAACAUCUUGCUACAAAGCAUUCGCAAGAUAAAGAUAAGCCCAUUGAAUAUUUUCAAGAAAUCUAUAAAAGAUUUCAAAAUUGUUCAACAAUAGCUACAUCCUUUCAAAAACAACAUGCAAAGAAUGAGGAUGGAUUAACUGCAGCUUAUCGUAUAUCACACUUAAUUGCAAAAAGUGGUAAAAGCCAUAAUAUUGGAGAAACUUUGGUAAUACCCUCUAUCAAAGAAUUUAUCUCAACAGUAAUGCAUCAGGAUAUACCUGAAGUUUUAAAAACAUUGCCCCUUAGCGAUAACACAGUAAAGAGACGCAUUGAUGAAAUGGCGGCUAAUGUUGAAAAUAAACUUAUAGGUAUUCUCCAAAAUUCGUCAUUUUCUAUACAAUUGGAUGAGUCUGCCAUUGCAGAUAAUAAUGCUCUACUGAUGACAUGUACGGUAGCUUGAUGAAAACAAUACAUUGCAAGAAGAAAUGCUAUUCACUGUCAAUCUGAUUACAGAUACAAAAGGAUUAUCAAUAUUUAAUGCUGUGAACUCAUACUUUGCAAAAAACAAUAUACCCUUGAACAAUAUUGUUGCAUGUGCUACUGAUGGAGCACCAUCAAUGGUAGGCCGCUAUCGUGGGUUUGUUGCUUACUUGAAGGAAGAAAUGCCAAACGUAUUGUGUUGUGCACAGACAACAUAUUGUAGGAAAACAUUUAAGUACAAGUCUCCAUUCAUCAUUAAGUAUUAUAAUUAAAGCUGUAAAUAAGGUCAAAUCUAAUGCCAAGUGUGAUAGAAUGUUUCGACAGCUGUGCCAGGACAAUAACGAGCAGUUUAUUAUGUUACUUUUACAUACAGAAGUUCGAUGGCUUUCAAAGGGUACAUGCUUGACUUGUUUUGUUGCAUUAUUUGAUAGUGUCGUACAGUUUUUUGAAAGUGAUAAUGAGGCUGGUCUCUAUGAACAGUUAAAAAACGUAAAGAAUGAUGCCUUUUAUUUGGCAAACAUUUUCAAGAGAUUUAAUGAAAUUAAUUUGCAGCUUCAAGGAGCUAAUAUAACUCUUAUAAGUUGCAAAAAUAUUGUGUCAUUAUUUAUCAAAAAGCUUGAUCUUCUCCGUCAUAAUAUUUUCAAGAGAGAAUUUCAUCAGUUUCCUGAAUUGUCCUCUAUAAACAAUGAUGUAACUCCGGGGGAUAUUGAAAGGUUCAGUAGCCACCUCAAGGAACUCAAAUUGGAUAUGGAAAAACGAUUUCAAGAUAUUUUGAACUUAAAGGUGCAUGACUGGAUGAUAAAUCCUUUUACAGCAAAUGUUGCUGAAGUUGAUAUAACUUGCCAAGAAGAACUAUUAGAACUUAAAUAUGACGAAGAGAGUAAAUGUAAUUUUGGCAGUGGUGGAUACCAAAAACUCUGGCAAAAUAAAAAAAUGCCUGCGUUAUAUCCAAAUAUGUGGAAAAUGAUGUUCAAUUUAUUGAUACCUUUCCCUACCACUUUAGUGCUGUUAAUCAUAUUAUGAGCAAACAGAGAAACCGGCUGAAUAUCACCGAAAGAGGAGACCUUCGUUUGUUCCUUACGAAAAUCAAACCAGAUUUCAAAUAUUUAGUCUCGCAGCAUCAGCCUCAAGGAUCUCACUAGUAAAGCUUUCAAUUUACUUUAUUGUUUUCUAAUUAAACUUUUUAAAGUUAAAAACAUUAUAAACAUGCAUAAAGUAGAAAUAAAAAGAUAAAUGUACGUAGUGGGCGGUAGGUAGAAAAAGGUUGACUACCACUGGUCUAGAGUAACUAACUAGGCUAAGUAUUAGUAGUGAAACCGGCAAGAUAGUGUGACCACGAACUACCCCACUGUCUCAGCACAAAACCAAGUAAUUGUAUCACGAGAGGCAGUAAAAUGAAUACUGUGAUUAUUAUGCGCUCAUCAGUGUGGAAAAACAUUAACUUUCAGGCGGGAGACAGUCUGGCAGGCCAUUAGGUGGUUUCCAACAGUGUGCCCGAUGUGGGAAGUUCCCUCUCAAACAAUGUCCCGACUUAGAGGAAGGGAAAGGUAGGUGAGCAGCACUGUGAGACAGGAGUCAGGUAGAGCCCACCCUCAGCCCCAAGCCUUGAUGAGGGCCUGCAUUUCUGAUCCACAAAGUAUAGUAUUCCUAACACUUUAGUGGUGAGUCCAAGCUCUUUAGUUGGUGAGUCCAAGCUCUUCCCUAUCAGGAUACGGCAGAAGCUCCUGGUGGGUUGUCGCUGCCAGCGGCGCUGGUUCUUCUGCGUUGGUGGUCGAUGCGGCGGGAGUAUUUCCCGUCUGGCUGUCAUCAUGGGUAGGUCCAUGCUGGGAGACUUUGGUGCAUGCAAGGAAGUUGUGCCCGGAUGGGCCCUCUCUCCUCCCUCACCACCCCUCUCCAUUCUUUCUGUUAAGGUUGAGUUGAUGUUGUUGGAAUGUGGGGUUCCAACUUUGCCCAGAAGCUCUCAAAUAACUUAUCCAGGCGUAUCAGGAUACAUUCAGCUGGACUCUGUUGGACGCUCAAAGGUUUUCGCACGUGGAGGAACUGCGUAUCCGCCAUCUUGAGGAGGUCCGCGGCUGUUGAAGCUUGUGUCAUUGCAGGUACUUAGAUUCAGCACAGGCAUGUUGGGCAAGUCCGUGGGGGGGCCGCUAUGUGUGGUGGUCUGCUCAGAGGCCAGAGGGCUGGGAGAGCGGCCGUCUCUCCUCAGCUCAAGCUCACGUAGGCCGCAGGACUUGUUCUGGGUGAACUGACACCAGAGAAGCUUGUGUGAGGCAUCCACUUGUGCACCGGCGCUUGCUUGACAGGGUGAGUACUGUUUGUAGGCAGAUUGGUCAAUUUGCCUCCAAUUAAACCAAGAUUAUCGGUGCCCGACCCAGAAACUCUCAUUGAGCAUGUCUGGUCGGCUCAGCAGUCAAGCUCCACACCCAGACCCCUUUUCUGUUUUGCUGCAGCUGAUUGCGCUAGGGUGUAUGACUGACCCGAAAUGUGAUUGCAAGCUUUAAAGGAGCAUUCCAAGCUCCGUGGCCACUACAGUGCGCUGUAGUAGUUAUGGUGCCAGAAGUGCCCUGGUGCCGCCCAAUAUAAGUAGUCAAACUGUUUUCUGAUGGUUUGGCUUCUUGCCUGCGUUCGUCUUGCCUGUUCGUCGAGUGCUGCUCCCCGCCUUCUGUUAACUACCAGGAAAGCCAGAAGAUCUGGCUUUGGAGCUUCUAUUGGCUCUCCUGAGCUAAGCUAUGAAGUGCAGGGCAAGCACAUUGGCUGUCUGCAUCAGCUAAUUGUUCUCAACCUGGCUUAGCCUAGUUUAAUUGCCAGGCUUAGUUUAGACAGAAAGCUUUCAGCUAUCCUGUAAGCUGUAGUUAAGGUGGAGAGCGACGCUCGGUGGCCCCAGGUGGCAGGCCAAUCCGUUUGAGAGGGGUUUGACUAUUUGCAUUGGAAAGAACUGUAUUCAUUGGGCUAGACAGUGUACUGUGGUGUGUGGAGUGUUCCUUUAAUUGUGUCAUAACUGCAUCAUUCUACUGGUGGAAUAAUUUUUUUAUACAUAGCCACCUUUGAGCCCAACCUUUACCUCUAACACCACUAAUCCAUCCAUACAUCCCAUCUUAUCCCUGAUCAGUUUAAGCUCCAUCAAUAUAUACAUCUUGUAAAUGACAUCACACUUUAUUACGUCCAGCCAUUUCAAUUAUUUUGUUAAAUCUCCCCAAUUAUAAUGCUAUAAAAACGCUGUGGAAUAAGUUGAUGCUAUAUAAAUGGCAAUAAUAAUACUCGUAAUAAGAAUAAUAAGCUGCACUCACGGCUUCAAAGCGAUAGUAAGACCUCAGAACGUCUAAAACCUUCACUAGGUAGAGCAAUGAAUGUAUGUGCUCUAGCUUACAUUUUAUUAAAACUAAGAAUGUUUUUCCAAGAAUUCAGCUUUUUUUUGCGUAGUUUGACAGCCAGCAUGGUAACAAAAAAAUGCCUAGUGUCAAGCUUCUGAAUGCUCGUGGGAGACAUACCAAUCCAUAUUAUUUUCCAGACUAUCCCCUUGGUAGCAUCAUUUCCACAAUUGUUAGCUAAAGCAAACAGUUUUAUUUCUAAUAGCUAGUACAUGUCAGAAGCUAAUAUAAAACCACACCAUAGGUUUUCUCAUAGUGACAGGAAGUUCUAAAAUAUUCUGUUCUCAAACCGACUCCACAUUCCGCACAACAUUAUGAAGUUAUUCAGCAGGACUACUGAGUAUGUUUGUAUCUGAGGGAAGAGUGAACAUUUGCAGAUUGCAAAGUCACAAUGUAUCGUACCAGAAAAGGUUCAUAGUAAAAAACUAAAAAAGUAAAUUUAAGGUAGUUUGUGCUAUAUUAUAAUUCAGUUUAUCAGUAGGUUGUUAAGCCACCUAAAACCUCCUGCAAUAGCCCAUUGUCUGUCCACUCUGCCUGCCAAGGUGCCUACACCGUAUAAUGUCCCUCUUUGGUCAUCUGAAGUGUCGUGAUCUGUGAGUGUGCACUCUGAUACACAUAACUGGCUACUUCCCCUCUAACAAUGGGUAGUAUUCUGUGUCUCCUCAAAUUCCAUUAGUUCUGUUCAAGAGGAGUAGAUAUACAGUACAAAAUAGAAUAGAAUUUAUGCAGGCAAUUUUAUAGAGCUAUUGUAUUUUGAGUUUGUAUUGGAUAUGUAAACAAGCCCUGAGGGCUUAUCACAUAGAGGGUGCAGCCAUGUGAUCAAGACCUCAGAUUCAUGGCGUGCCAAAAAAUUACAGGAUAUGAUCUACUGAAGGUUUGCAGACACAAAUAUACGCCAAAAGGACGGAAGAUUUUUGUAGACUUUGGAAGUUCCCCAAGUUUAAAAGAGUACCAUUUUUUUACAUCCUUGGCAUAUUUGUUCAGUUGUGCAAUUUGGUCUACAUGUUGUAACUUCCAGGAUUAUUCUUUAAUCUGUAAAUUGAUACGAAAUUAAAGUGAACUUCUAAUUUUAGACCAAGUCAUCUAUGUUUUCAGUUUAAAUAUGUUGGGCUAAAAUUUGAUAUUUAGUGUGAAUUCACGUUGUAUUUUCUACAUUUCAAACUUUAGUGUAUAACCCUGGCACACAGUUUACAGAUUUUUCUAGAAUAUAUAUAUGUGUGUGUGAUUAGCAUCUUUGGCCUUCUAAAUUCUAAAAAAAACUUGAGGGAAGUCAGGUGUGUUGUGCCAAAACAGACAGCUAGUUGGGCCUGAAAAAGAGAGAAAUUAAAAAAAGAGGGAGUACUGGGAAGGGUCAGUGGGGUGCUCUGUGUUUCAGUGGUGCUGCAUUGAGGACAUAAGGUAUAGCUAAUUAACCCCUCUUCGGGGAGCUGUAGUGGUGAUGGUGCUUGGGAGUAAUCAUUUUAAUGAGAUAAAAAAAGUCUACAACCUAAUUAAUUCUAAAUUAAUCUCUACUGACUUUCAGUUGAAUGACACAAGGCGGCUGGAUUCCUUUGAUGCGUUGCAUCUGAAAUAAGUUUGCAGCAUUACUUGUGUUCAGAAGGCAGGAUGUUGUUGGUGAUGACUUUCAGUAACCAAGA
Pelobates cultripes (western spadefoot toad) is the source of this 48026-nucleotide messenger RNA. The record is from the annotation of a GenBank genome assembly. NCBI's taxonomy places the organism in Eukaryota, Metazoa, Chordata, Amphibia, Anura, Pelobatidae.